AUGCUGACCAUCACAGGGGAGAACCUGGGUCUGCAGUUCAAGGACAUCCAGACAGGUGUCCGUAUCGGCAAGGUGGCCUGCACUCCCGUGGAGGCCGAGUACAUCAGCGCUGAACAGUGAGUGACUCUUCCUCACUCCUUUUCUCUCUCUCUGUCUCUUUUACUGCUGCCUCUGUCCUCUGUUUUGAUGCAUUACCCUUUAUCUCUCUCCUGGUCUGUCUAUCCAUCCCUCCCUCCCCCUUCCUCCCCUGUUAGCCCUAUUUUAUAGUUAUCCCUUUGUCUCUCUUGCUCUCAGUCCACACAUGUUGCAGUCUCACCCUCGUCCGUUCCUCCUCUUUUAACCCAUUCUUCACAUUCUCUUACUUCCUGGUAUCCUAGGAGACUUAUCUGACUCACUUCCAUGUCUGGAGAGAUACAGAGCUCGCACAAACACCUUUUCAACCGUAUUCAAAUCAAGUUGACAUCAUAGACUCACACAGACUCGUAGUGUUUAGAGACAUAAAUGACAAAAGGAAAGCUGCAUUUCCCCAGUCAGCACAUAGGCCACCAACAAACAAACAUAUUGCUUGUGUCACUGUCAUGGGUAAUGUCACCGCCACAAUCACCUCCGUGCGCGAGGGGCUAACGCUUAACCCCUGUUACAAUUAGGGCGUGUUGCGUGAUGGCAAGGACGGUGGUGACGUCCGUUGGUCCACACACUGAAGUUGUCAGGGUAACUAAAAGUGAUGUUCUGCAAAUGGAGCGACUCUGGGGUGGCUGGCCGUGUCAUUUCCGUAACCCUGUCCGAGCCGUAAUGGAGGAGGUGUGUUAGGGUGCGGAGGUGGGUUACGGCAAUAUGUGUCAAAGGUUGAGGGUUAAAUGGUGUGGAGAUCGGAGGAAGGUCGUAGUGGAAUAAGGUCUGGUCAAGCUCAGCCCACACACACAGGUCACAUACAUCAUAGAUGCACACACACAAAGACAGUAAGUAAUGUGCACAUAUGCGAAAUGGAGUACACACACACACACACCAACAAAACCGUACUUCUCAUCAAGCUUCUUAAGCUCUCUGUUAUUUCACUUUGACUGCUUAACAUUCCCCUUGUCGUCACUGUAAUGAAUGUUAAUUAUCUGCUAAAAAGUCUACUAGCUGUAAUCAUUGUCCCUCCCUGUGUGAGACCAAACAAAUAAACAAUUGCAUCGGAAUGCGGACGUCAUCGCUGCAGCGGUGGAGAGCGGUUGCCGUGGCCACCUGCAGCGAGGACAAAAGCAGCAGAGUUAAUAACUCAUCACAGGCGGGGGGGGGGGCUGCAACGAGAUGGGAAGGAUACGAGCUUGUUCAAUUAAUCACCCCCCUCCUCCACUUAAACCCAGCUCUCUCUCUCUCUCGCUCUUUUUUUCCUAUUGCGCUCUCUCUCUCUCUUUUUCCUAUUGCGCUCUCUCUUUCUCUCUCUCUCUCUCUUUUCCUCUCGUUCUAUUUGGCUAAUUAACAGUCUGGAGUGUCUGAGGCGGGUGAAACAUGAGGUCUAGGGCUAUGUCUGUGUGUGCACAAUCCUUUAUGUGUGUGUGUGUGGUAUUUGUGCGCAGAUUACUGACAUGUGCCCAUGUGUGUGUUCCUGCCCGCGGUGCCCAACCUCCUCAGACGCUCGUCCUCUGCUUCAAUCAUUUCUAAAAUGGAUUUGGCCAGCCGCCGCCCAAGGCCAAACACAAGGCUUAUGGGGUUAUAAUAUCCUCUAAUACUGUCGUAGAGAAACAAAAUGGAGCCUCUCUCUCCUAUCGUACCUCUCCAGGUACAUGUCAUCACCAUCACACACUCUAUCCCAGCUAUGGAUAUUGGCAGGGCUAUUGCUAUACUCUGUGUGGCUUGGUUACCCUUGGACUAAUGCUGUGGAUAGGUCAAUGGCUAUGAUGAUCAUAUUUGUAGUGUCACUCACCAACUCUCUCUCUCUCUCUCUCUCUCUCUCAGGAUCGUGUGUAAGCUGGCUGAUGCGACAGGUUACCGAGUGCAAGAGGCUCACGUGGAAGUGUGUGUGAGGGACUGCACACACACUGACUACAAAGCCAUCUCACCCAAGGCCUUCACUUUUGUGGUAAGCCCCAAUCAGACCUGUGCUGAAUUGUCCUUCUGUAAUGUUGUGUCCUUUCAUCAUAGGAAAAACAACAGUUGAUCCCAGAACAAAUUAAUUCCUGACUCAUGUUGAUAUAUUCCUCUUCCCCAGUCUCCCUACUUCACGCGUGUGCAGCCCUCCAAAGGCCCCCUCUCGGGGGGCACCCACAUCACCAUCGAGGGGAGCCACCUCAAUGCAGGCAGCGCUGUGGCCGUCAAGAUCGGCCUCCACAACUGUUCCUUCGAGAGGUGAGCUCUCUGACAACCCUGCUCGCACACAUUGUAACAAUGACUGUUGCGUUUAGUGCUACAUUGCUAACUAUAUUGGUUUAUUGAUGUUAUGGCAAUGAAAAACCAGCAUUUUUGAUGCAAAUGACAGCCCACCAUUUGUGAUGGAAAUUACUUGUUACAGGUAUGACUUGCCUUCAUUUGUUUUGGGAAUGACUGCCCACAAUUUCUGUUGGGAAUGACUUCCUCUGUUACGGGGAUGACCAACCUCUGUUUGUAUGGAUUUUACUUGUUUGCUUUCCAUUGAAGACGAAUGAUCUAGAAUUAGGGUUUCAAAAUACUCUACAUGAAUCACGUUUCCCCUUUGUGCUAUAUGUUACGGGCUGGGUAAAUUCUCCAACACUCUACAGGACAUUCCAAUAAGCUAGAAAGGUGAGAAGUCUGUUCUUCUGCAGCUCUCUGUCUCCAUAGUCUUUCAUGGUGAAACAAACGCUCGCACGCACACAUAUAUAUACACACACACACACACACGAACUCGCAGCAUACCGUGCACUCAUCGAAAGCCUCAAAUGAACACGUGUUAGCAGAUGGCGGGGACACCUCACAGAAGAACGAGUGCCUGGUUAACACCUCUCUUAGAAGAGGGUUGGGAAUUUCUCCGAAAUGUAGAAAGCAAAAAAAAAAAAAGAACUGAAUGAGAGGAGAACAUGGGAGAAGACAAUCAAACAUUCCUCACCAUAGUAAAAAACCCUGGAUAUACCCAUACAUUUAUCUUGCAACGCAGACGGUAGUUUUCCCGGAACAAUUAGCUUUAGAUGUAAUUGUGCACAAGGCACUAUCAACAUGAUUGGUGGUUGGCAUAUAGACAGCCAUAUGUGACAUGGUUUAUACAAGAGGCAUAUAUGCAUGCAGCAAUGGCAUCUGUUGAUAUUAGGGAAACAUGUUGAGCUAAAACCUUGACUUGCUCUGAAAAGAGAGCUGCUGUCUUUGAUAUAGUAUUAGGAUUACCAAUAAUAGUAUGAUAUAAUUUGAUGAUAAUAACGGUAGUAUAAUAUGAUAAUAUACUGUAUGAUAGGCUACAUAUUGAGCUGUUUUGGUCCAGUCACAUGGGGCUCAUCUCAAUAGUCAAAAGGUCCCUUCCUCAUCUCCUCUCCUCACCUUCAUCUGAACUGAUCUGAAAACACAGGAUAGGUGAAUUCAAGGUGAUGGAUUCCCAACGGAGGUUUGAUGCCACCUUGUCUAGUUCAUAGCGGUGCAGAUGAAGACAAGGAGACGAGGAGAGGAAGCCACUCUAGACUAUUGAGAUGCAAACCUGGAACAGCACAUACAUAGCAUACAUAGCACUGUCCUUUCAGACACACUCUAGCAUAGCAACGCUCUAUGUCUCUAAAGUAAUGGACUUGGAAAGCGUUCUCUCUUUUUCGCGCAUCACGUCCAAAUGUUUUUUCUUUCAUCUCCAAGUUCAACGCGGCUGCUUUAAUCAAAGCCUAUUUCCCCUAGUCAUUCAGGCACUUAUCUCCCUCUGAAACCUUUAUUCCCACUCUCUCUCUCUCCCAAACCCCCAUUCUUUUGAUCCAGUUGACAACAACCUUGUCAAAAUAUGUACGGCGGAGCGCGAGUGUCGCCGGCGAGUGUUGUGAAAGCGGUUGCCCGGGCAACGCAGUGCUGCGAGCGGAAUGUGGAAAAGGCACAUUACUUUUUUAUUUUUCGUUCCCUUCUUGUCCGUACACCUUUCAGCGGAGCCCUGGAAGACGGGUCGUUUAAAUUGCUUCUUACAAGACCGCAGGGAUGGGCUCGCAGAAAAGCAUCCUAGCUUAUUUUCCCUUCCACUUAGUUCCCCCUCAGCUGUUGUCGUCUCGCUAAUAUUUCUUCCCUCUUUCCUCUCCUCUCUCUCCUCUCAGUUUCUGGUUCAUAACAGAUGGGAUUUAUGUACGAAAUAGUCGUUGUGUAGGAUAGGAAAGUGAGUGCACUCAUCACACACACUCAUGCACACACCAAUGUGUGUUUGCACGCGCGCCAUACAUGUGCGUCCGUUCACAUGCAUUCUACAGAAUCACGCAAACACCCACACAUUUAUCCUAAUAUGUAUACUCGCAGGAUCACUUACAUUAUGCAGAUGUACAAACACGGCAGCCUUCUGCUGUCUUCUUUGCCAACACAAAAACAUUUAAUCAGAGGAGAUGGAAGUAGAGUGCAAAGUUUGUCGAACUAACCCGAACCGCAAAACUUUCAUAACGCAGCACAGCUGGCUAGGUGUCUGAGGGGGUUGCAUCAUCUAGUGAUGACCGGCGUUCUCUGGGAAUCUGCCACUCCAGAUCGGCCAGGGAGAGAGAGAGCAGAGAGAGCAGGUCUUUGAAGCCAUAGCUCUGUGAAAGUCUGUCUGACGAAACCACCGUCUGUUGGACUGAAAGCACUGGGGCUCUCGGCACUCUUAAAGUUUGUGUGUGUGUGUAUGACAUACUCUUCCCUUAAUGUCAAAUACACGUAUCACACGGUGACAUACUAUACGAUACUUUAUUGUCCAUUUUUAUUGAAAUUCUUCGUGUUCCUUCUUCAUGUAACACACUCCCUCUGCCCUUCCAGGCGGAGUGCCAGGGAGAUAGUGUGUGUGACCCCAGCGGGUCAGACUCCUGGCGGUACCCCCGUCAUGGUGGACAUCAACUCAGCUGAGCUCAGGAACCCAGAGGUCAAGUUCAACUACACUGAGGACCCCACCAUCCUCAAGAUCGAACCUGACUGGAGUAUUGCAAGGUGAGUGGGAACCAGUUGGAACUGGGCCUGUAUCCACAAAGCAUCUCGGAGACAAGUGCUGAUAGAGGAUCUGUCUAUAUAAUCAUUAUGAUCUAAGAUGCAACACCGAUCCUAGAUCAGCACUCCUAAUCUGAGACGGUUUGUGGACACAGGCCUUGGUCUGAAACUAGUCUUAACCGGUCUUAACAGAUUGCUUUAGAUCUUUUGAUGGACAUUUUGAUUUUAAUUGUAUUUGGAGAUGUGAGAGGAUUUGAUAGGUGUAAGGCAAGGAAUGUGGCACUAGCUCCCUCUUGCAACUAUAUUGCUUAGACCUAUCCAGUCGUCUCAGAUCUCCACAAGUGCACAGCAGCUAGGGGUUUAUUUGGGAUUGGGCGUUAGUCUUAGCACUGAGCCAAGUAUGCUGUAGGCACACUUCAUUUUCAUACACAGUAUCGAGAGAGAUCAAACACGCAGGCGCUGGAAUUUUUUACCAAACUAUUUCCCCCUGAAAACUGAUACAACAGCUAAUCUUUGCUGAAAAUGGACUUGAAAGCCGCUGGUAGUUUGUAUUGCAGUCGACGCAAAGACUGUAUAAAUAUUGUCUGACUUAUUCAAAUGAGACAAUGUAGUGAGCCAGUUUGCCACGGGAAUAUUUAUGAACAAACACAAGCUGUGUACAGAGCAGGAAGUGGAUUCCGAUGCAAAACGGGCUUGAUAGAUUGACCUAGAAAAACUGAGUUGGUGUUCAUUGCUCAGGCAGGCAGGCAGAUAGCACACUGUUGAUGCUCCCUAAAAUAGUAAUGUGGCCUUCUAUCAACUCAAACAGUCUAAUUCACUGAAGUAAUAUAUUUCUGGAACACCUUCUAUAGGCCACCUGUCUUGUAAUGCAUUAUAAAGACAUUAUACAGUGGGGAGAACAAGUAUUUGAUACACUGCCGAUUUUGCAGGUUUUCCUACUUACAAAGCAUGUAGAGGUCUGUAAUUUUUAUCAUAGGUACACUUCAACUGUGAGAGACGGAAUCUAAAACGAAAAUCACAUUGUAUGAUUUUUAAGUAAUUAAUUUGCAUUUUAUUGCAUGACAUAAGUAUUUGAUCACCUACCAACCAGUAAGAAUUCCGGCUCUCACAGACCUGUUCGUUUUUCUUUAAGAAGCCCUCCUGUUCUCCACUCAUUACCUGUAUUAACGGCACCUGUUUGAACUCGUUACCUGUAUAAAAGACACCUGUCCACACACUCAAUCAAACAGACUCCAACCUCUCCACAAUGGCCAAGACCAGAGAGAUGUGUAAGGACAUCAGGGAUACAAUUGUAGACCUGCACAAGGCUGGGAUGGGCUACAGGACAAUAGGCAAGCAGCUUGGUGAGAAGGCAACAACUGCUCCAUGCAAGAUCUCACCUCGUGGGUCAUCAAUGAUCAUGUGGAAGGUGAGGGAUCAGCCCAGAACUACACGGCAGGACCUGGUCAAUGACCUGAAGAGAGCUGGGACCACAGUCUCAAAGAAAACCAUUAGUAACACACUACGCCGUCAUGGAUUAAAAUCCUGCAGCGCACGCAAGGUCCCCCUGCUCAAGCCAGCGCAUGUCCAGGCCCGUCUGAAGUUUGCCAAUGACCAUCUGGAUGAUCCAGAGGAGGAAUGGGAGAAGGUCAUGUGGUCUGAUGAGACAAAAAUAGAGCUUUUUGGUCUAAACUCCACUCGCCGUGUUUGGAGGAAGAAGAAGGAUGAGUACAACCCCAAGAACACCAUCCCAACCGUGAAGCAUGGAGGUGGAAACAUCAUUCUUUGGGGAUGCAAAGGGGACAGGACGACUGCACUGUAUUGAGGGGAGGAUGGAUGGGGCCAUGUAUCGCAAGAUCUUGGCCAACAACCUCCUUCCCUCAGUAAGAGCAUUGAAGAUGGGACGUGGCUGGGUCUUCCAGCAUGACAACGACCUGAAACACACAGCCAGGGCAACUAAGGAGUGGCUCCGUAAGAAGCAUCUCAAGGUCCUGGAGUGGCCUAGCCAGUCUCCAGACCUGAACCCAAUAGAUAAUCUUUGGAGGGAGCAGAAAGUCCGUAUUGCCCAGCGACAGCGCCGAAACCUGAAGGAUCUGGAGAAGGUCUGUAUGGAGGAGUGGGCCAAAAUCCCUGCUGCAGUGUGUGCAAACCUGGUCAAGACCUACAGGAAACGUAUGAUCUCUGUAAUUGCAAACAAAGGUUUCUGUACCAAAUAUUAAGUUCUGCUUUUCUGAUGUAUCAAAUACUUAUGUCAUGCAAUAAAAUGCAAAUUAUUUACUUAAAAAUCAUACAAUGUGAUUUUCAGGAUUUUUGUUUUAGAUUCCAUCUCUCACAGUUGAAGUGUACCUAUGAUAAAAAUUACAGACCUCUACAUGAUUUUUAAGUAGGGAAACCUGCAAAAUCGGCAGUGUAUCAAAUACUUGUUCUCCCCACUGUAGUUAUUUAUUAUAAGGGACAUUUCAACACAUCAACUCGGAAAUCAUAAUUAUUUUUAAAGUGACCCCCGAUGUCAUCAUAAGGGGUCCUUUUCCUUGUAUAUCUUUGACUACAUAAAGAAAGAUUGCAUUUUCACAUAUUUAGAAGCUGGUAGGGUGCUGCUGGACAUAAUAGAUAUUAGUUUAAAAAGUGGUGAAGUGCCCCUUUAAUAUGCAUUUAUGGUCUCUUAUAAGGACCCAUAGAAGAUUGAAAAUCAAGUUCAAUGAAGAGUGGAUCCAGGUGAGGAAACAACUUGCUGGAGCACUCACAUGGUAUAAGGCACUCAAACUCAACUCUGGACAUCGAAGCAGGUCCAUUGCUUUUGUAAUUGUUCCCCUCUAAUCAGGGACUGAUUUAGACCUGGGACACCAGGUGUGUGCAAUGAAUUAUCAGGUAGAACAGAAAACCAGCAGGCUCCAGACCUCGUAAGGUAAGAGCUGAAUACCACUGGUAUAGGGAGGUUGUAGUUGCCCUUCGAUGCUGAUGUUGGGUCAGUUUAGCAUUUUCCACACUGAUGGUUAGGAUUGGGGGAGGGGGAGGGGAAUCUGAUCUGUACCUAGGGCAUCUUCUAGAUCUGUACCUAGGGGAAACUUCAUCCUGGAGCUGAAUAGGCCAUGUAGCUUAGAGACUAGGUAGGCUAUACACAGUGCUUUUUUAAUAGGGUAGGUGGGAGAAAAAAGCAGCAACUAAUUGGUAAAAUGGCUACCCUGGAGAAGUAGGCACAAAGUAUUUAAGUGCCUUCCAUUCAGCGACCGGAUGAUUGGCAGCUGCGUUUCAAGAUGAUUGGCAGCUGCGUUUCAAGGGCACCCAAACAGACAUGAUGCCGCCAGACAGAAAAUGUCCGCCAGUCGCCAGAAGGAACGGGACAAACCACUAUGGAGGCAUCACGAGGGGAUAGUAGAGGUGAAAAUAGGAGAAGCGUUUUAAUCUCCGUAGGGGCGGAGAGACGAUCGACAGACUCGACACAUGACAGAGGCGUGAGUAGGCGCGCGGUCUCAUUUGGAACAGAGGUGUGAAAUGAAGGAGGAAGAAGUAGAAAGAAGGAUGAAAAGGUGUUAGUGUUGCUAGUGUUAUCCUCAGGAGGGAACGUGACCUCACUGCCUCGCUCGUUAUUUGGUGUUUUUCUCACCGCUCCCAGAGGAUUUGCUGUUUCUCCUCGUGGCCAAUCACGACUUGUGUGUACGUCGCAAAAGCAAUUUUGGCGCCGCAUCCCCUCCGGCAACCUUUUUCCCACGUCCGCUACAAACAAUAACGGUGGUUACAACACACGUCCACCACACAACGUUGGUUAAAAAUACAGAGGGUGACACAACUCACUUGUUACUUUUCAGCUUGUGCUGGGACACUGACAAUCUCCCUGUGCUAACCUCGCAGUGACAAAACAGCAGAGCAGAGAUGGAAUGGGUUAAAGAGAUGCCUUGUUGUUCUCGCUACAUUUUCACAACGUCACCUGCAAUCAGUACACUUUGCAAUCAAUAGUUGUUAACUCCUACCAAGUGCCACUCUUAGUUACCACACAACACCUUGCCUCUUGAGUGGUGUUUUAUCGACCCCUGUGUCUGUAACAAGCAUUUGCUUGAGUGUCUUUACACAGAUGAGCAUGUGGGCCUAGGACAAGUUACCUUGCAUGCUUACUGAUUCAACCCUGUCACAUUGCGUCAUGUCAGUCUGGUUUAGAGAGUUCAGCCUCCCGUGGUUGAGAGGGGGUGUCUUGGGGGACGUGACUCUUGCCCAUGUUACUCUUGUCCUUAUUGGUGAUUGUCAGGUGAAUCGGAAAGGUCAAAUGGUGAAAAGCUCAGAAAACCAGCAAUUCCACAGUCUGGGUCAGGGCUGGGCGAUAUAUCAAAUUAAUUAGAUGAAUUCAAAUGUAUGUUUUUGUGCAGAAUCAUUUUUUUGUGGGUAUUUUUCGUUUUUAUGAGCGUUUAUGUCCGCUUUUUCUCAUGUUGUCUUUUUGGUCUCGUUUGCUCCUUCUGUGCUGUGCACCUUCCCAUUUACACCAGAGAUCAGUAAAUGACGAGAUGGUCGUGUCUUCGCCCUAACAAUGGGAGUCGUUGUCCCAAAGGCAUGAAGGCAGGCGACAAGCUUAGGUUCAAAAUAAGCGCAUAGAAACGCAUUGGGCUUAUUUUGGACAGAUUUUGGCGAGAGCGAAACCUCUCGCUUCGCCUCUUUCUCCCAAGCCCCUCCCCCUACCACUCAACAACAACAAAGAUGAGAGAUCACUUCUUCCUCUCUGACAAACGGUUUAAACUCGCUAUUUGCAUUUGAGGUUUGGUCCAACAGAAUCAGUCAGAUGGACACCGAAACACAUGGAGGAGAAGUUAAUCUUUCGGACCAUACCCUGUUUAUGUUUCAACUCCACAAAUUUCGAGCAGAGCAGACACUACUAAAAUGGAUGUAUCAAUGAACAUUAAUUCUGGAAAAUGUAUGCUCAGUUUGUCCCACACGCAUUACGGUACCACGUAUCGCUAGCAGCAUUUUAGUCAAAUAAAGAUAGCUAUACUAGCUGUUUAGUCUGUGUUAUAUAUAAGGAAUUGGCAACUCGUUCUCAUUCUGAGAAAUAAGGUAGGCCACUUGAUUUCAACAUCUGAACAAAGUAAACAAACAGUUGGAGACGGACAGAAGGUUGCGUUUAUAACAAUUCAACUGUUUUGCCUUGUUAGCUGAAUUCAGAGCUUGUGAAAUUAUACCUAGAUUCAAGUUGGCUAAACUUGAAAUAUACACUACUGGUCAAUUUUUUGAACACCUACUCAUUCAAGGGGUUUUCUUAAUUUUUUAAAACUAUUUUCAACUUUGUUGAAUAAUAGUGAAGACAUCAAAACUAUGCAAUAACACAUAUGGAAUCAUGUAGUAAACAAAAAAGUGUUAAACAAAUCAAAAGAUAUCUUCAAAUAGCCACCCUUUUCCUUGAUGACAGCUUUGCACACUCUUGGCAUUCUCUCAACCAGCUUCACCUGGAAUGCUUUUCCAACAGUCUGGAAUGAGUUCCGAUAUAUGCUGAGCACUUGUUGGCUGCUUUUCCUUCACUCUGCGGUCCGACUCAUCCCAAACCAUCUCAAUUUGGUUGAGGUCGGGGGAUUGUGGAGGCCAGGUCAUCUGAUGCAGCACUCCAUCACUCUCCUUCUUGGUAAAAUAGCCCUUACACAGCCUGGAGGUGUGUUGGGUCAUUGUCCUGUUGAAAAACAAAUGAUAGUCCCACUAAGCCCAAACCAGAUGGGAUGGCGUAUCGCUGCAGAAUGCUGUGGUAGCCAUGCUGGUUAAGUGUGCCUUCAAUUCUAAAUAAAUCACAGACAGUGUCACCAGUAAAGCACCCCCACACCAUAACACCUCCUCCUCCAUGCUUUACGGUGGGAAAUACACAUGCAGAGAUAAUCCGUUCACCCACAUCGCGUCUCACAAAGACAUGGCGUUGGAACCAAAAAUCUCAAAUUUGGACUCCAGACCAAAGGACACAUUUCUACCAGUAUAAUGUCCAUUGCUCGUGUUUCUUGGCCCAAGCAAGUCUCUUCUUAUUUUUUGGUGUCCUUUUGUAGUGGUUUUCUUUGCAGCAAUUCGACCAUGAAGGCCUGAUUCACAAAGUCUCCUCUGAACAGUUGAUGUUGAGAUGUGUCUGUUACUUGAGCUCUGUGAAGCAUUUAUUUGGGCUGCAAUUUCUGAGGCUGGUAACUCUAAUUAACUUAUCCUCUGCAGCAGAGGUAACUCUGGCUCUUCCAUUCCUGUGGCGGUCCUCAUGAGAGCCAGUUUAAUCAUAGCACUUGAUGGUUUUUGCGACUGCACUUGAAGAAGCUUUCAAAGUUUUUGAAAUUUUCCGGAUUGACUGACCUUCAUGUCUUAAAGUAAUGAUGGACGGUCGUUUCUCUUUCCUUAUUUGAGCUGUUCUUGCCAUAACAUGGACUUGGUCUUUUACCAAAUAGGACUAUCUUCUGUACUUUUUCCACAUUUUGUUAUGUUACAGCCUUAUUCUAAAAUGGAUUAAAUAGAUUAUAUCCCUCAUCAAUCUACACACAAUACCAGAUAAUGAGAAAGCAAAAACUGGUUUAGAAAUUAUAAUGGAAAAGUAUAUAAACUGGGGGAAAAAAACACAUUUGCGUAAGUAUUCAGACCCUUUACUCAGUACUUUGUUGAAGCACCUUUGGCAGCGAUUACAGCCUCGAUUGGCACACCUGUAUUUGGGGAGUUUCUCCCAUUCUUCACUGCAGAUCCUCUCAAGCUCUGUCAGGUUGGAUGGGGAUCGUCGCUGUACAGCUAUUUUCAGGUCUCUCCAGAGAUGUUAGAUCGGGUUCAAGUCUGGGCUCUGGCUGGGCCACUUAAGGACAUGCAGAGACUUGUCCCGAAGCCACUCCUGCUUUGUCUUGGCUGUGUGCUUAGGGUCGUUGUCCUCUUGGAAGGUGAACCUUCGCCCCAGUCUGAGGUCCUGAGUGCUUUGAAGCAUGUUUUCACCAAGGAACUCUCUGUACUUUGCUCCGUUCAUCUUUCCCUCGAUCGUGACUAGUCUCCCAGUCCCUGCCGCUGACAAACAUCCCCACAGCAUAAUGCUGCCACCACCAUGCUUCACCGUAGGGAUAGUGCCAGGUUUUCUCCAGACAUGACGCUUGGCAUUAAGGCCAACGAGUUCAAUCUUGGUUUCAUCAGACUCUCAUGGUCUGAGAGUCUUUAGGUGCCUUUUGGCAAACUCCAAGCAGGCUGUCAUGUGCCUUUUACUGAGGAGUGGCUUCCGUCUGCCCACUUUACCAUAAAGGCCUGAUUGGUGGAGUACUGCAGAGAAGGUUGUCCUUCUGGAAGGUUCUCCCAUCUCCACAGAGGAACUCUAGAGCUCUGUCAGAGUGACCAUCAGGUUCUUGGUCACCUCCCUGACCGAGGCCCUUCUACCCCGAUUGCUCAGUUUGGCCGGGCGACCAGCUCUAGGAAGAGUCUUGGUGGUUCCAAACUUCUUCCAUUUAAGAAUGAUGGAAGCCACUGUGUUCUUGGGGACCUUCAAUGCUGCAGAAAUUUUUUAGUAUCUUACCCCAGAUCUGUGCCUCGACACAAUCCUGUCUCGGAGCUUUACGGACAAUUCCUUCGACCUCAUGGCUUGGUUUUUACUCUGACAUGCACUGUCAACUGUGGAACCUUUAUAUAGACAGGUGUGUGCCUUUAAAAAUAAUGUCCAAUCAAUUGAAUUUACCACAGCUAAAUCAAGUUGUAGAAACAGAAAGGAUGAUCAAUGGAAACAGGAUGCACCUGAGCUCAAUUUCUAGUCUCGUAGCAAAGGGUCUGAAUACUUAUGUAAAUAAGGUAUUUAUGUUUCUUUUUUCUUUUUUUCUUUGUCAUUAUGGGAUAUUGUGUGUAGGUUGAUAAAACAAUUAUUAAAACAAUUAUAUUUUAGAGUAAGGCUGUAACAUAACAAAAUUUGGAAAAAGUGAAGGGGUCUGAAUACUUUCCAAAUGCACUGUAUAUCAUGAAUCGCCCAUAAAUUUGAAAAAAUUGAGAUAUUAGUUUUACGCCAUAAUCGCCUGGCCCUAGUCUGUGUGUGUAAGCUUUUGUUCCAGCCCAGCACUAUCACACCUGUUUCAAAUAACGAAGUAGUCAUGUUUUAUAACCAGCUAGUAUGGACGACUGUGACGAAGUUGGCCGUUAUCUCAUGCACAUAAAAAGGCUUCUUAAAGUAAGGAACAGUUUUACUCCAAUGGAGAAUUUAUUUGACUAAAUAGAUAAAUACAACAACGAUUAAAAUCAGGACAUGAACUAAAAGGCUAAAACAAGGAUAAAAGGUUGAGAGCAUAAAAUCUAGCCAACAUGCUGUCCUCUACCCUUGCUUUCCACCCCCAACUGCCUCUCUCCCCUAAAUACAUAUACACCUGUAUUCAAUCAACUCAAAUUGGUGGGAGGGGCUUAUCGUAUACAAUUAGCCAAUCCUGAUUCUAAACACAAAUUCCUUUAACACACUUAACUGCUGCAGGUGAAAUGGUGGAAAAAACAUGUUAACUAUGGCAGGAUAUGAAAUGUGACUGAAAAAUAGGGCCCUAUAACAGAAACAUUUAACACACACACACACUGGGGAAUGUAUGAGUCUUUAGAUGAGGAUGUGCCAUCUUAUAAUAAUAAUAAUAAUAAUAUGCCAUUUAGCAGACGCUUUUAUCCAAAGCGUCUUACAUUCGUGCGUGCAUACAUUUUUUGUGUAUGGGUGGUCCCGGGGAUCGAACCCACUACCUUGGCGUUACAAGCGCCGUGCUCUACCAGCUGAGCUACAGAGGACCACAGAUAUGAUAACUAACCUGGAUUUGCAAGUUAGGUAGCUAGCUAGCAUUCAGGGGCUUGGUCUGCUAACCCAAAACAACAUGCCUGUUCUCAUAAAAGUCGAUUGUAUAUUUUCAAGGGCAAAAAUAAAUGAAGGAUGGUACUUGUCUACUACAAAUAUACACUGAACAAAAAUAAUAACUAUUUAAAUAACGGUCGGGCUUCGACCCCUGUUAUCAUAUAAGACAUGGAAGAAUUUGCAGAAUUGCUGGAAAUGAGCUUGAAAACAGCAAACAAAUUCUCUGCCCAAUGCAAAAUGUGUAGAAUUGCAGGAAAUUAGCUUUAAAACUGCAACAUUUUCUCUCCUCCAACAAGAGGGGUGUGAACAGUUUGGGGUUGCAUGGGUUGCGAGGUGGGAGUUUGUUACUACGCCGAUUAAUGACAACAUCCAUCCAGACCUUUGCCACCUAGGACAUUUCUGUGACCGGACCUUCUCAAAUAGUACUCGAGUACCCCUGCUCUAUAUAGUGCACUACUUUAGACAAGAGCCCUUGGGCCCAUUUAGUACCCGCCCUCUGCCUUAUGUAAUCUUAUAAAAAACAGGAAUGACAGGUAAGUGCCCUUGUUCAAUAUUUUGAUGCGAUCGAACAGUGAAUGGGAUUAUGGCUUUGUUAUUGUAAUGUUUAAGGGUGUAUGUGCUGUUAUGGGUGUUGUUGUUGAUGGUUUCCUCUUUUUCAGUGGCGGGACGCUGUUGACCAUCACUGGCACCAACCUGGCUACCAUCAAAGAGCCCAAGAUGAGAGCCAAGUACGGGAAAGCCCAAUCUGUUAACGUGAGUACUACUGACCCAACACGCCUACAAACUGCACGCAUGCACAUGCACACAGUCUUGUAUAGCUAACCUUGUGAGGACACAAAAUUCAGUCCCAUUCAAAAUCCUAUUUUCCCUAACCCUAAACGUAACCCUAACCUUAUCUCCAAAACCUAACCUUAACCCUACCCCUGAACCUAACCCUAGCUCCUAACCCUUCAUCUAACUCCUAAACCUAAUUCUAAAUCUAACCCUAAAACUAAUUCUAACCUUAACCCUAAGCCCCCCUUGUGGGUACUAACAAUGUCCCCAGUUGGUCAAAUUUGUAUUUGUUUACUAUUCUUGUGGGGACUUCACAAGUAUAGUUAAACACGUCCAGGCAAACAGAUGCGCACACACACACACCUGACCCGGUGGUCACCCAGCCCAGGGCCUAUUUAUGGGUGUGUGUACGUGUGUGUUUUUUAUGGUGAAUCUCCUUUUAGCAGGUUAACCUUUGAAAUGUCAACCAGAAAUAAACCUGGGCUGUCUGGUAAAUCCCUCUAUCCCUCCGUCACCUAGCACCACAGGGCUAGGCUAACCUUUUCUCUUUUAGUCUACCCUCCCCCAUCCCCCUCUCUCUCUCUCUACCUGCACAAAAUAUCCCAGACCAAAACAAAGCGUGUUUUCCUGCUUUUUCCCUCUUCCGUGUCACCACUUUUAUCCGUCUUCCCUUUUCAUCUGUCUUCCGUGUUUGCCCCGUGCAAUUUCAGACUUCGUUAGCAUACGCUAGCUAAUGCACUGUGAUUACUUGGCAUGCCAGAGGGAGGUUGGAUGGUAUGUUGGGGAAAAGUAGAGCAGUGAGACGACCCAAACGUUUCCAAAGCAUGCUUUUAGGAUUGUUUGUUAGCAUGUUAGCAUCAGUCCCGCUAACCCUUGGAUAUGCCCUUACUGUCUCAGUCGCUCUGCAUUAAUGGAAGCGGGGAAUGUUUAGCCCACAGGGGCAAACAGCAGGAGAUGGUAUUGGCUUUUUUUGUUUUGUUAUGUUUUUGUUUACAUUUUUGUUUAGAUUAUGAAAGCUAUGACUUCACUGUACAUAAUGAACCUAUCCACUGUCCUCUCUCAGCACUGAUGUUACUCAGAUUAUUAGGCUUUUAUUAUGUCAGUGUACUGUUACAUAAUGAAUUUAUCCACCGUUCCCUUUUUUGUUUUGUUGUGUUUUUUCUACAUUUUGUUAGCAUUUUUAUUUACAUUAUGGAAGCUAACAUUUAAAUGUAAUCGUAUGUACAUAAUGAACUUAUCCAUCCUCUCGCUCUCUUCUUCUUCAGAACUGCACAGUGCUUAACAACACGGUGAUGGUGUGUCUGGCGCCCUCUGUGGCUGUCUCGGAGAAGGGCUUCUCCGAGACGGGCAGCGGUCCCGAUGAGAUCGGCUUCAUCAUGGACAACGUGCACACCACACUGGUGGUCAACGAGACUUUCAGCUUCUACCCGGACCCUGUGAUAGAGCCGCUUAGCUCCACGGGCCUGCUGGAGCUCAAACCCAGCUCCCCACUCAUCCUCAAGGUGAGACUGAUGGAGAUUGAAGCCCAGGGUGGGGGAGGAGGGUCCAGCAAUGUAGAGUGGGGCCCAGGGUGGGGGAAGGUCCCAGGGUGGAGUAGGGGGAUUCUGAGGAAGCUACCAGGGUGGAGUGUUAUUCUAUGGAGCGUGGGGCCAAGGGUGGAGGAGCAUUAAAGAGAUAAAAAAUCUCUCCCAGGGAGGAGAGAUGACACUGUAUGAAUGCCGCCAGGUUCAAUUGUAACCAUCAAACUGUAGACUUCAAUCUCACCAACCGACUCAACUUAGAAAAGCUGCGUCCAAUAUAUUUAGAAAAUGACAUUGAUAGAAAUUUGAAUUGCCCUCUCUCUUAAAACAUUCCAUCGGAAAUGGUCGUCCUAUUUAUUUGUUUCAUACCACCCUUUGAGCUAUUGCCUUUUCAAAAGAACGCUUUGAGACUCGACAUCACCUUAAAAGGCGCUACCUGUGCCGUUCCCUGCUGUGAUAGGGCGAGAGCACUUUGAAAAGUAUCAUCCAAAUACACCACAGAUAUGCCACUUGCCCCUGUUCCCCAAUCAGAUAUCUUCAGAGCAAGUUCACAGCCAAAUGUUCACUUUAUACCAGAGGCAUUCUCAACGGCUUUGAAUCCCUCUCGCGCUUAUAUCCUGACUCACUUAUUUUGUCAUCUCUCCUUGAACUUCAAAGCCGGUCCUCUGAAGAAAACUCCACCGUGAUACUGUAUAUCAUGGAUAUUUUAUAUGAAAUAAGCUUUAUUUUCCUUAUAGCCAAUCAGAAACGAUCUGGGGAGUUGAGAAAAUUGUGACCCUCACAGUUUAAAUAAAGAUUCCAUAAUGAACCCUACAACCCUUUGAUUGCUGCGUCUUCCGUUUCUCUGAGAAGCCGGAAAAUAAGGAACGGGAAUGGUGGUGGGGGGAACACAUAAAUCCGGCAUCCUAUUAAAUAAUUGUGGAUAAAUUAGAUGUGCAUCAGAUUUUCCAAGCAAUUAAUUCCUCUCCCUGCAAAGCCUUGUGGAUAAGGGGGAGGUGAGGGGGGGGGGGGGGUGGAGACGUGUGUUUGGAGGGUUUAUUUACCCCUCUAAUUGGUUCCCUCUCGGCCAAUGAGACACAGCGAAAGCCCCCAUCAGGCUCAACUAAACGCCACCAGAAUCCCAGAUCCCAUAUCGCUAGAUCUUGACUUUACUAAAGAACCGCUUGUGGGUAAUAAGGCCUUGCUACAGUAUCUGUGGAAUUAGAACUCGAUCAUCAGAAAUCACACCCUAUAUGUAUGAUUAAGUAGGUAUGCACAUGAAUGAUGGUUAGAGGUGAGAGUGUGUGUGUGUGCGUGCAUGCUUGCGUGUACACAAUAUAUGUGUGUGUGUUGAGUUUGUGUUGUGUGUGCACAUGCGUACCUAUGCAUUUUCCUGAGCUCUGUCUCGGUCUCUCUCCUAGGGUAAGAACCUAAUCCCGGCGGCCCCUGGUAACUCUCGUCUCAACUACACAGUGCUGAUCGGAGACACACCCUGUGUCCUCACCCUGUCAGAGAGCCAGCUGCUCUGUGAGUGGCCCAACCUCACCGGAGAACACAAAGUCACCGUAAGUACUCUACACUACCCUCUUUGACUUUGGGUUGGGUUGUGUAGAGUUGGGUUGUGCUGUGUGUCGUCUUAUGCGUUAUUGGAUCACACUGUAUCAUAAUCACGUUUCAUCUCUCUGGUUUUCACUCUUUACUUCCUCCUUCUGUUCUAUACUAUUUCAAUAUAACAUGACAAUCCUGUCUCCUCUUUUCUCAUAUCAUAUGUCCUCUAUUCUUUCCUCUUAUCUCUUGCCACUUCCUGUCUAGAGGCAGUUCAAAGGAAGAGGAGAGGAGAGGGAGAGAGAAUUAGAAGGAUGGACUUUUUUAUUCUCUUCCUGUCUUCCUGUCUUCUUUUGAGCUACCGCUCUCUCUCCAUUGCACUCUUCUUUUUUCAGUUCGUACACAAAUCCACACACAUUCAGGCUUCUGGUACUUAACAUUGACUGGGUUUAUAGGCACGUCAACCUGUUGAAUUCAAUUCUUAAUUUAGCUUCAUUUCUGCAGGGAUUUGCAUAGACAUUGAUAUCCAAUGCAGCCCAGAAAUGACUUGUAGCCAAAGAGGUCCAUAUCUAUAUUUUACAGUCCCUCGGUUACAUGUUGCGUUUCAUAGAUAUAGGCCAGCAAAAUACAAUGAAAGGCCUUUACCGUUAUGUUCUUUAUUUGAAAGGGUUACUAAGGGUGCGUCUCAAUGCACUAGUGUAGUUUCCUCUCCUCGUCUCCUUUUAUUCUUCUGCAUUGAUUACCACAAUGUUGUGACAAGGAAAGGAAUUUGGGCUGCAGCUUAAUAGCCUAGUUUUUGGAAGUAAUGUUACACUGAACAAAAAUAUAAAUGCAACAAUUUCAAAGAUUUUACUGAGUUACAGUUCAUAUAAGGAAAUCAGUCAAUUGAAAUAAAUUAAUUAGGCCCUAAUCUAUGGAUUUCACAUAACUGGGAAUACAGAUAUGCAUCUGUUGGUCACAGAUACCUUUUUUAAAAUGUAGGGGUGUGGAUCAGAAAACCAGUCAGUAUCUGGUGUGACCAUUUGCCUUAUGCAGCGCAACACAUCUCCUUCACAUAGAGUUGAUCAGGCUGUUGAUUGUGGCCUGUGGAAUGUUGUCCCGCUCUUCUUCAAUGGCUGUGCAAAGUUGCUGGAUAUUGGCGGGAACUGGAACACGUUGUCGUACACGUUGAUCCAGAGCAACCCAAACAUGCUCAAUGGGUGAUAUGUCUGGUGAGUAUGCAGGCCAUGGAAGAACUGGGACAUUGUCAGCUUCCAGGAAUUGUGUACAGAUCCUUGCGACAUGGGGCUGUGCAUUAUCAUGCUGAAACAUGAUGUGAUGGCGGCGGAUGUGCAUUCAAAUUGCCAUCGAUAAAAUGCAAUUGUGUUCGUUGUCCGUAGCUUAUUCCUGCCCAUACCAUAACCCCACCGCCACCAUGGGGCACUCUGUUCACAAUGUCGACAUCAGCAAACCACUCGCCCACACGACGCCAUAGACUGUCUGCCAUCUGCCCGUUACAGUUGAAACAGGGAUUCAUUUGUGAAGGGCACACUUCUCCAGCAUGCCAGUGGCCAUCGAAGGUGAGCAUUUGCCCACUGAUGUCGGUUACGACGCCGAACUGCAUUCAGGUCAAGACCCUGAGAUGUUUAGGACAGUUUGUGCAGAAAUUCUUCGGUUGGGCAAACCAACAGUUUCAUCAGCUGUCCGGGUGGCUGGUCUCAGAUGAUCCCGCAGGUGAAUAAGCCGGAUGUGGAGAUCCUGGGCUGGUGUGGUUACACAUGAUCUGCGGUUCUGAGGCCUGUUGAACGUACUGCCAAAUUCUCUAAAACAAUGUUGGAGGUGGCUUAUGGUUGAGAAAUGAACAUUCAAUUCCCUGGCAACCGCUCUGGUGGACAUUCCUGCAGUCAGCAUGCCAAUUGCACGCUCCCUCAAAACUUGAGACAUCUGUGGCAUUGUGUUGUGUGACAAAACUGCACAUUUUAGAGUGGCCUUUUAUUGUCCCUAGGACAAUAAUAAGUAAUGAUCACGUAAUGAUCACGCCGUUUGUUUAAUCAGCUUCUUUAUAUGCCACACCUGUCAGGUGGAUGGAUUAUUUUAGCAAAGGAGAGAUGCUCACUAACAGGGAUGUAAACAAAUGUGCACAACAUUUUAGAGAAAUAAGCUUUUUGUGCAUAUAGAACAUUUCUGGGAUCUUUUAUUUCAGAAAUGGGACCAACACUUUACAUGUUGCAUUUUAUAUUUUUGUUCAGUGUAGUUAUAGAGUUGAAGCUAGGGCUCGGGUAAUUCAUACGGGGCAAAGGUAAGACUAUUGGUUCUAGCCUGGGCAUUGCGACAAGGAAAGGUAUUAAACUAGGUUUGGCAUAUGCUCACGGACGGACAGACACAUACACUAACUUUGUAGUGUAGCGCUAGUGUUACAGGCUUUGGUUUUUCAAUUUAUGUUUUGAGGUUGGUCUUUAGCUCGUUAGCACGUAGGGCGCACCAAUUGGUGUCGACUCAUUAGUCAGUAUGUGUUACACCUGUGCUGGUUGCCAUCUCGUUAGUGUGAAGGUGUUUUACCUGUGCUGGCCCAGGUGCUAUUUAAGAGUGGCUGGCCCAGUGCUCCAGUUGUCUUGAGAGAAGUGGAGGGUCAGCACCUUUUAGUUUGCUCUCCAUAUUUGAUUUCUAGAAAAACAUUCCUUUGUCUGAUUUCCCUGAUUUCGUUUUGCUCCACCUUUUUGGUUUGUUUCCUGUCUUUAAGUUUGGUGUGGGUUUUUCUUUUGUUUGCCUCUUCUUGGGCACAUUUAGUCGGCGCUCAUGGUGGGUGUCUUUUAGGUUCCAGUUGUUGUUUCUAGUCAACUUUCAGUGGACACCCCCAUGAUUGUCUUUCAGAACCCCUCCUAAAACCACACCUGUUUUGUUUUGGUUGUUGGUCAGUGACUUUGUUAGUUCCCACUUCUGUUUGAGCAACAUUUUUUGUUUUCUUGCUGGGGAACGUAACACUAGCAUGUGUGACAGACACUCUGGAUGGCUUGUUGGGGUCUGCCUGUGCACAUUGCUGCUGUUAAAUUGACAUUUCCAUAAAUGUAUACUUCGUAUUCAUCAUCUCCAGCACCACCCCAACGUCAACAUAUGUUGAAAAUGUUUUGCUUUUCUAUGUUUUGUCGUAAAAAUGAUAGAGGAAGAUAAGUGUUUCCAAUAACAUCAUCAACCAAUUAGUAGGCAAUGCCUAUUCAUAAUUGGUUAACAUCACAUGAUGCACACCAAUGAUGUCAUUGGAAACACCUAUAUUCCUCUAUCUUUUUUACUACAAAACAUAGAAACGCGCCAUUUUCACAUACAGUAUGUUGAUGGUGGGGUGGUGCUGGAGAUGAUGAAUAUGAAGUUCCUCGCUGAGAGAGGGUUGGAGGUAAUGAAUGACUCUACAGAAACAGCAGCGAAAAAGAGCUGGAAGUCCUGUGUGUGUACGCGCACUCUAUUUCUGUUAAAUUACAUCUAAUGCACCAGAUGUGUCUGUCUGUGUUGAAAUGUGUGUUUUAAAGUUAUUGUCCUAUGAAGAAUCUAAACCAGUGUGUGUUUCACCCCCCAAGGUGCGAGUGGGGGGCUUUGAGUACUCCCCCGGUACCCUCCAGAUCUACUCUGACAGCCUGCUUACCCUGCCCGCCAUCAUCGGCAUCGGAGGGGGCGGUGGCCUGCUCCUAUUGGUCAUCAUCGGCGUGCUCAUCGCUUACAAGAGGAAGUCGCGGGACGCCGACCGCACGCUGAAACGCCUGCAGCUCCAAAUGGACAACCUGGAGUCCCGGGUGGCGCUGGAGUGCAAGGAAGGUAAGCCACACCUGUCAAUCAAUUACAUUCUAUUCUAUUCAAUUCAACUUUAUUGACCUAUUCAGGACAAGGAUGCUAAGCAACCGCUGUCAAUCGACAAACAGUAGGCCAGGUUUCUAGCGACUUGAGGGGCUGCUGUACUGGUGGUGCAGGCAACGGUUCCAGCCCAGCACACGAACAGUCGAUGAAUUGUGGUCUUCCUAAGAAGAAUACAAAACAAAUCAAAGUAGGAGAGCAGGACAAGCUCAUUAUCCAUGUACUACCUCUCCAUCCAAAAAAACACACACACACAAAAUGGCCCUCCCACUGGGUGCUGCUUGCUCUUGGUACCCGUCCAGAAGAACACUUUGAUCGGGGCUCCGGCGCCAGAUGUUGGGUUCCUCCCCAUGCGAGGUCUGCUUAGAAGGCCUUUAUGUUUAGGGAGAGCGAGAAAAGGGUGGGGGGAGAUAGAGAGCGAGGAAGGGAUGGAGAGUGGGGGGGGGGGGGGGGGGGGGGUGUCUGCAAUGCAUAAUCUCACAUUUAUUCACUUGGCACACUCCUGAUCUGGUGGGAGGCCAGUGAUACUGUCAGUCUGUCUGUUUGGAGAGAGACAGCGGGAGAGAGUAGAAAUAGAGUAGAUUGAUUUUAGGCUACCAUAGCUCAGUUGGUAGAGCAUGGCGCUUGAAACGUCAGGGUUGUGGGUUCGAUUCCCACGGGGGUCCAGUAUGAAAAAUGUGUGCACUCACUAACUGUACGUCGCUCUGGAUAAGAGCGUCUGCUAAAUGACUCAAAUGUAAAUGUAAUAAAGAUACAGUGCAUUCGGAAAGUAUUCAGACCCCUUUACUUUUUCCACAUUUUGUUAAGUUACAGCCUUAUUCUAAAAUGGAUUAGAUAAAACAUUGUCCUCAUCAAUCUACACACAAUACCCCAUAAUGACAAAGCGAAAACAGGUUUUUAGAUUUUUUGAAAAUGUAUAAAAAAAUAAAGAACAGAAAUACCUUAAGUAUUCAGACCCUUUGCUAUGAGACUUGAAAUUGAGCUCAGGUACAUCCUGUUUCCACUGAUCAUCCUUGAGAUGUUUCUACAACUUGAUUAGAGUCCACCUGUGGUAAAUUCAAUUGAUUGGACAUGAUUUGGAAAGGCACACACCUGUCUAUAUAAGGUCCCACAAACCAAGCCAUGAGGUCAAAUUAAUUGUCCGUAGUGCUCUGAGACAGAAUUGUGUCGAGGCACUGAUCUAGGGAAGGGUACCAAAACAUUUCUGCAGCAUUGAAGGUCCUCAAGAACACAGUGGCCUCCAUCAUUCUUAAAUGGAAGAAGUUUGGAACCACCAAAACUCUUCCUAGAGCUGGCCGCCCGGCCAAACUGAGCAAUCGGGGGAGAAGGGCCUUGGACAGGGAGGUGACCAAGAACCCAAUGGUCACUCUGAUAGAGCUCCAGAGUUCCUCUGUGGAGAAGGGAGAACCUUCCAGAAGGACAACCAUCUCUGCAGCACUCCACCAAUCAGGCCUUUAUGGUAGAGUGGCCAGACGGAAGCCAUUCCUCAGUAAAAGGCACAUGACAGCCCGCUUGGAGUUUGCCAAAAGGCACCUAAAGACUCUCAGACCAUGAGAAACAAGAUUCUCUGGUCUGAUGAAACCAAGAUUGAACUCUUUGGCCUGAAUGCUAAGUGUCACGUCUGGAGGAAACCUGGCACCAUCCCUACGGUGAAGCAUGGUGGUGGGGACAAGUCUCUGAAUGUCCUUGAGUGGCCCAUCAAACAUCUCUGGAGAGACCUGAAAAUAGCUGUGCAGCGACGCUCCCCAUCCAACCUGACAGAGCUUUAGAGGAUCUGCAGAGAAGACUGGGAGAAACUCCCCAAAUACAGGUGUGCCAAGCUUGUAGCGUCAUACCCAAGAAGACUCGAGGCUGUAAUCGUUGCCAAAGGUGCUUCAACAAAGUACUGAGUAAAGGGUCUGAAUACUUAUGCAAAUUAUAUUUAAGUUUUAAAAAAUUUAUACAUUCGAAACAAUUUCUAAAAACCUGUUUUUGCUUUGUCGUAAUGGGGUAUUGUGUGUAGAUUGAGUGAAAAAAUUAAUGUAAUCCAUUUUAAAAUAAGGCUGUAACGUAAGAAAAUGUGGAAAAAGUCAAGUGGUCUGAAUACUUUCUGAAUGCACUGUAGAUGGACAGAAUGGGAGCGCUAGAGUAGAGAUAGGUUUGAGGGUUUCAUAAGGAGAGUAAAAGAGAGCGAUAAAGAAUUGGAUAGGUUUGAAGGCUCCAUAAGGAGAACCAUACUGCAGCAUGGUCACUUCUAGCAUCUACAGAGAACCUAGAAGUGACCAAUGCUAUGCGUAAAUAUUUUCACAAGAUAGCAAGACUGUAGCCUGGUUACCAGUCUGUUUAGCCAACAUUCCACUCCUUAUACUCUGUGUCAUUGCCAAACAAUGACCUGAGUACUAGGAGUGGAAUGUUAGCUAAACAGACUGGUACCCAGGCUAGCAAGACUGGUGAUAUGAAGCAUUCAUAGUAACAAUGCAUUGUAGAGUAAAAAACACAGAAUGCAGGAGACCAGGCUGUGGUACCUGUCAUCACAAUGGUCAUCUCUGCCCAGCGCCACAUGGCAACAGACACCGAUUGGCCGCCGUCUCCACCACACUGUCCAUCCAGGGGUCACCACCUUGUCUUUCCCCCACAGUCACCACAGAUGGAUUUAGAGCGACAGGGAGAGAUAGAUAAAGGGGCACAGGGAGAGAUGGAUAGAGCCCCAGAGAAGGGAGAGAUGGAUAGAGCCACAGAGAAGGGAGAGAUGGAUAGCGAGAGGGGGAGAUACAGGUACGAAUGGAUAGAGAGAUGAGGGGACAGAGAAAGAGAGAAAAGGGCAUGAGGAGAGAUGGAUAAAGGGACAGAGAGAGGGGGAGAUGGAAGGAUAGGGGGGGUCACAGAGAGAUGGAUAGAGAAGGACAGAAAAAAAGUGUGCCCUCUCUGUGUGUGUGUGAGAGAGAGGGGACAGUGUUUACUUCCUUAUUUGUUUAUGGGGUUUCUUGAGUCAAGAUUACACUGCAAGAGACAUAGCUACAUCAUACAGAGAGAUUAUUCACACAGUUCUUUAGAUGCCACUGAAAGAAAUGGAGGGGACAUACAAAGUCACAGGGCACACAUGUAUAAACAGUGAGACACACUGAGAUAUGCGGCCACUCUGCUGCAUGGAGAGUUCUGGGGUCAGGAGGGAGGUGUGUGCGUAGGUGUGUCCAUAUUUCUUCCAGCUAUUGGUGUACACUCUACUCUACCCGAGUUCACUUAAAAAUCAGUCCAAAAAUUAUAACUUUUCUCCUACAACAACACUGACAAAUAUUUAACAUGUGACCAAUGUUAAAACUGUCAAUACCCUAGUGUACGUACAUUAACAAUAGAUCAACCAUCUUUCUACCCCUCUCCACCUCCCUCCCUCUCCCCUCCCUUCUCUCUCCCCAGCCUUUGCGGAGCUGCAGACAGACAUCCAUGAGCUGACCCAGGAGCUGGAUGGAGCUGGCAUCCCCUUCCUGGACUACAGAACCUACGCCAUGAGGGUCCUCUUUCCCGGUAUCGAGGACCACCCCGUGCUCAAGGAGAUGGAGGUACGGGUCAGUAACGCCCAGGGCCAGACAUCCAAAUCUUUAACAUUCGUUGAUGUUUUAGUUCUUAGGGGGGGGGCUUGUAUUCGAGCCAUGGUAACCCCACAGCCCUGCUGAUCUAGGAUCAGGUCCCCCCUCUUAUUCAUUAUGAUCUAAUAGGCAAAACUGAUCCUAGAUCAGCACUCCUACUCUGGAACACUUUGUGAACACGGGCCCAGAGACCUUUCUAACACUCUGUGGAAACUUUGAGACUGAUAGAUGGCCAUAUCAUGUCCAGGGUCUGAGACACAGGACUCACACAUUCAAUGAAACACUCUUCCAUUCUGUUCCAUUAUUUCACCACCCAAGAGAGGUUAUGUAUCGAUCACUCAACUGCACCACAUUGCAUCGUCACGUCAAGAUAGCAUGACCUACACCUAUUACAAUAUCAUCACACACACACAGAUUACAAAUACCAUCACACACAAUUACAAAUAUCAUCACACACAUAGACUCAUAAGAAGGUGUUUUCUGGAUGGUGCAUGUAUUGUGCGGUAUCAGCUCUGAGGGGUGAGGAGAGAGAGGAGAAAGACAGACAGCAUAUCUACUAGCUAUGAACUGUAUUGCACAUCUGUCUGGUGCCUAGCAUUGGAUUUUCAUUUGUAUCCCAGAUGCAAUCAGCCUCAACUGUAGUGCGCCAAUAGAGAGAGAGAGGAGGGAGGGAGGUUUGUAGUUGUUUUGUUCAUACAGCUUCAUGGAGAGUGUGUGUGUGAGUUUGUGCCUGUGUGCACGACCAGACAUCUGUGAUAUUGGGUAUUUUGUACCUCAAAGACUGCUCUGCCCCCUCUCUCUGAUAGGUUCAGGCCAAUGUCGAGAAGGCUCUCACCCUGUUCGGCCAGCUGCUCACCAAGAAGCACUUCCUCUUGACAUUCAUCCGCACGCUAGAAGCUCAACGCUCCUUCUCCAUGCGUGACCGCGGCAACGUGGCGUCGCUGGUCAUGACUGCUCUCCAGGGCGAGAUGGAGUAUGCCACAGGGGUGUUAAAACAGCUUCUCUCAGAUCUCAUCGACAAGAACCUGGAGAGCAAGAACCACCCCAAGCUGCUGUUGAGAAGGUACGGUCCAUCAUUGGGUUGUGUUGGGUUGGGCUGGUCUAUCUGUGUAGGAGGGGGAGAGAGGGUUAGAACCUGGAGAGCACGAACCACCCCAAGCUGCUGCUCAGGGUACGAUCCGCCUAGGUUGGGGUGUGGUUGGGUUGAGUUGGGCUGUGCUAUAUAUGUAAGGGGAGUAGGGAAGUGGGGGGUUUGACAUAAUCAUCAAGAACCUGGAAAGCGAGUACCACCCCAAAGCUUCUGCUCCGAAGGUACUGUCCGCCUGUGUUAGGCUAUGAGUAAGGGUGGAUUGGGCUAGGCUAUCUGCGUAGCCUAUGGGGUUAGAAUUUAGCCUGGUAGACAGGAAAGAGACAGGAUUGAGCUGGCAUAAUUUAGCUAUGAGCAGCUUAGUGGUUAGCAGUUUUUGUCUUCAGUUAACUGUUUGUUUUUUAAUCAGUUAGCUGUUUUUGUUAUAAGUUAGCCGCUUUAGUUAUCAGUUAGCCGCUUUAGUUAUCAGUUAGCCGCUUUAGUUAUCAGUUAGCCGCUUUAGUUAUCAGUUAGCCAAUUUUGUUAUCAGUUAUCCGCUUUUAUGUUAGCCAUUUUUGUUAUCAGUUAGCCGCUUUAGUUAUCAGUUUUAGUUAUCCAUUAGCCAUUUUAGUUAUCAGUUAGCCAUUCUAACGUGUGAUAGGCCGUAGUGCUGAGACUAAAGAGGGCCGCUGUAGAUGGCCAGGAACUGUAGCCUACCUCUCCUCACUCUCCCCCUCUCCUCCUUCCCCCCUCCUCAGCAUUGUCUCUGUCAGGAAGGAUUACACCCCUGAGCACACCCACUGACUCCCGCAGGAGGCCCAGCCACUCAGCCAGCCACACAGGGCAGACAGGACUACUGAGCCAGACAGACUGAGAGAGAGAGGGAGAGAGGGGGGGCAGGGAGGGAAGGAGAGGGAGAAGGCGAGAGAGAUACAGGGGGAGAGAGAGAGGGAUGAAGUCAGAGAUGGGGAGAGAGUGAAAGGGGUUGUGGAGUGUGGAAUGGGAGAGAAUGACAGACAAAGGUGGAUAGAAGGAGAGAGAGGGAGGGAGGGAGAGAUGGAGUGCUAGUGGGAGGACGAAUGACAGAUUAAAGACAGAGAAAGAAGGUGAUAGAGGAAGGUCAAGAGAGAGAGUGCACGGCACUGGGGAGAGAGAGAAUGGAAUGUUAAUGCAGAAAAUGGGAGAAAUAUCCCAUGGGAGACAGAGACUGGUAAUCAGUUGGGUAAGACUGAGAGAGAGACAGGAAGAAAGGGAUAGAGAGAAAUGAUAGAGACAGGAAUUAAACAUGAAAUGAUGAAAAGGGGAUGUUUGUCCCUCUCCAUUGAGAGAUGUGUAAUUAAAAUCGAAUCAAAUAAAUGACUUUGAGCCAGUCUACUGCUGCGGUGAAAUUGGCAUGAUGUUGCUAAAAGCCCCCCUGGAGGAAUGUGGCACAUACACUGUAUCCUGGUUAUGAAGACGACACACACAUAUGGGCGCACGCACACAGAUUUGAGCUACAGAAUUCCCUUUGUUGGUGUUUUUAGGUUUUAGUCUACACUAUUCCAAAACAUUUUCAAUGUUGAUUAUGAAUUAUACUACACUCCCAUCCACACACGCCCACACUCUCUUUCACUCACUCACCCACUCACUCACCCACUCACUCUCACACCAGAUUAGUAAGGAGUUGGUUUCCACCAGUCCCCCAGUAUUAGGUACGGUAGAGGCCAAAAUCAUGUUCUUUCCUGGUCCACUCUACUUUCAACCCCUCUCCUCUACCUCUCCCUCUCCUCUACCGCUCCUCUCCUCUACCGCUCCUCUCCUCUAUGUGAAGGAAAAAGAAAACCACAUUUUGCCCACAUCAAACAAAUCUGAACAGACUUCUAGGCAAAUGGACUUCAUGACUUUUCUUCUCACAAUCUCUGCUCCCAGUCUCAACCCUGGAUAACCUGCUAGCUGGCACAUACACACACAGACACACACACACACACACAGUCCUUGAUUCAUCCUUUUCUGAGUAAUCAUAGUCUCUGGGAAUGUAUUAUUCAAGAGACAGCAGCUCUGAUUCUAAAAGGAGGGACAGAGGAGGGGGUGGGUGAGAGAAACAAACCAUUUCCCCUGAAGUCCCUUCCUCUCAUACUGUGUCACACACAUACGCACACACACACUCUUCCCUCGUCAUUGUUAACAAAUUUGAUGUAGUAAGUCGCGUUAAUUACAAUGCCCUUUAAUUACUUGUGUUUUUAACUUUCUUUCUGGAGGGGGGAACCUUUCUGGAGGCUCCUCAUUACGCGCCAGGUUGGUGAUUAGCAAGAGACGUUAACAAAUUAGACUAAUUGCUGUGUUUUUAAUGAAAAUUGCUGGGUUUGCUUUGAAAAAAUUAAUGUGGGUUUUGUUAUUUGAGUUAAUUUGUUUGUUUGCAGAGGGGGGGGUUUGAAGGAUAUAGCCUACCCGCUUUCCGUGGAAUAAUUUUAUGUAUGCUCUUUGAAGUGAACGUCCAUGUUAAAUACCUUUUCCCAGGGAAAAUGGUGUGUGUUCGCCCUAAGUUACUAGCCCGAGGGGAGGUUGGUCGCUUGUUACUAGGAGGAAGAGGAAGUCACGUCAAAAUCUCCAACCCUUGUACAGUCGUUCCUCUAUCAGUCAUGUGUUGGUUUAUGUUUUUGCCAUUAAAACUUUGUCAUUCCAAAAGAUACCGUUUUUGUCUCCCCUUCCAUCCUCUUUCCCCUUCCUUACCUCUUCUCUCUUUCUCUCUCUCGCUCUCUCCUGUAGAACUGAGUCGGUUGCUGAGAAGAUGCUCACCAACUGGUUCACAUUCCUCCUCUACAAGUUCCUCAAGGUAAGUCUGUCAGUGACGCAAGCACGUGUUUCGUGUUCAUCAGGCACCAAAGUGAAGAAAACUAACUGAAACAGGGAGGGACUAUCUGGAUUUGUCCAAUAAGAAAGGCUUAUUUUUGCUUUCCGUUGCAAUCUCUUUCUUCUGCUCUGAAUUGAUACAUCUACUAAAGUCUCAAGGAAAAGAGGAAAAACACAGAAGUAAAGAACCAGUUGGGUGGAAGGAGCAGAGAAAGGAGAUGGAGAGGAAAAGGGUGAAGCCAGGGGGAGAAACUAGCAAGAGUUGGUGAGAAUCCCUGUGCUGGGGAGUAGUCGGAACAAUAGAGGAAGGGGAGAAAAGGAGAGAGGCCCUCUAGCCCUCCUCUCAUUGCCUCGUUUCACGCAGCAGAGUGCUUUUAUACUCCUGACUCAUUAACCUUCUAUUAACCCCUCCAUCUACUGCCACUAGCAUUCUCUCAACGUUGGCCCCAAGCUGAGUGUACAUUUUAACACGUUCUACCUUGUUAAAGGCUGUUUUUCCCCUGGUUAAAAUGCACAGGGGAGAAAUUGCUACCCGGGAGUGGGCCACUUGUCACUGUGCCAAUAGGCAUGGGAGGCUUGCUACGACCUUAUCGUUUAGCAGUGCCGUAGGUAGUGUGGCUAACAGCAGAUUGGAAUGCACUAGUUUUACCUUUGAUGUAUUAUCAAACUUGACUUUCUCAAAUAAAAAAACAUACUUGUUGUCUUGCGUUUGAAGACUACUCUAUGUCCUAUUGUUUCUGAAAUACUGAGAUUAGGGUUGUGUGUAUGUAUCAGUGACAUUUAUGUGUGUGUAAGUGACGUCUUACCUUUGCCCCUGUGUGUGUGUGUGUGUGUGUGUGUGUGUGUGUGUGUGUGUGUGUGUGUGUGUGUGUGUAGGAGUGUGCUGGCGAGCCCCUGUUCAUGCUGUACUGUGCCAUCAAGCAGCAGAUGGAGAAGGGGCCUAUAGACUCCAUCACUGGAGAGGCACGCUACUCACUCAGCGAGGACAAGCUCAUCAGACAGCAGAUUGACUACAAGACCUUGGUCAGUACCGCAAUCACAGCUUGAAUCACAAAAAUAAACAGAACACUUUGACAUUAUCUCACUGAAUCAAGUCAUUGCUCUGAGAACCAUUCGUCUGGCUAGCUAAGUAAUAUAUUAGCUAGAAUAGCAUAGACGUCAAUGAAGCGACUUGGCAUAACAAUAUAAUAUAGGUUAAUAUGUUAUAUUAAACAUAGUAGCUAAACUGUCGUGUAUCACACAGUGUCACCUCACACGCCCACACUAAUCGCUCUGCUUCAAGCCUCUAGUCCAGUGAGACUUCCCCCUCCCAAUCUGACCUUUACCCGCACCCCACAUACCCUCUAGACCCUGCACUGUGUGAACCCGGAGAACGAGAAUGCCCUGGAGGUGACGGUGAAGGGGCUGAACUGUGACACGGUGACUCAGGUGAAGGAGAAGUUGCUGGACGCAGUGUACAAGGGCAGUCCCUACUCCCAGAGACCCAAGGCUGGAGACAUGGACCUAGGUGAGGAGGACACACACACUUAUGAGCACACACACACCUGCAUACGCAUCAUACACAAACACACACACAAAUGAAUGCAUGCAGACACACGGACACACACACUAACACCCCUCUCUCUCUCUCUGUCCCUUGUGUGUGUGUUCAGAGUGGCGUCAGGGCAGGAUGGCCCGGAUCAUCCUCCAGGAUGAGGACGUCACCACCAAGAUAGACAACGACUGGAAGAGACUCAACACACUGGCCCACUACCAGGCAAGUCUCUCAUAAUUUAGGGUUAGAUCUCAAAGUUGACUAAGUCAUGUUGUUUAAUCAAUCAGUCAAUCAAUCAAUUAAUCAAUCAAUCACAUUUGUAUUUGUAGGACAGUGCAUUUGGAAAGUAUUCAGACCCCUUCACUUUUUCCACAUUUUGUUAUGUUGUUUUCCUCAUCGAUCUACACACAAUACCCCAUAAUGACAAAGCAAAAACCGCUUUUUAGAAUGUUUUUUUAAAUCCUUAUUUACAUAAGUAUUGAGACCCUUUACUAUGAGACUCGACAUUGAGCUCAAGUGAAUCCUGUUUACAUUGAUCAUACUUUGAGAUGUUUCUACAACUUGAUUGGAGUCCACCUGUGGUACAUUCAAUUGAUUGGACAUGAUUUGGAAAGGCACACACCUUUCUAUAUAAGAUCCCACAGUUGACAGUGCAUGUUAGAGCAAAAACCAAGCCAUGAGGUCGAAGGAAUUGUCCGUAGAGCUCUGAGAUAGGAUUGUGUCGAGGCACAGAUCUGGGGAAGGAUACCAAAACAAUGAUGUAGCAUUGAAGGUCCCCAAGAACACAGUGGCCUCCAUCUUUCUUAAAUGGAAGAAGUUUAGAACCACCAAGACUCUUCCUAGAGCUGGCCGCCUGGCUAAACUGAGCAAACGGGGGCAUUGAAGGGCAUUGGUCAGGGAGGUGACCAAGAACCCAGUGGUCACUCUGACAGAGCUCCAGAGUUCCUCUGUGGAGAGGGGAGAACCUUCCAGAAGGACAACCAUCUCUGCAGCACUCCACCAAUCAGGCCUUUAUGGUAGAGUGGCCAGGUCGAAGCCACUCCUCAGUAAAAGGCACAUGACAGCCCGCUUGGAGUUUGCCAAAAGGCACCUAAAGACUCUCAGACCAUGCGAAACAAGAUUCUCUGGUCUGAUGAAACCAAGAUUGAACUCUUUAGCAUGAAUGCCAAGCGUCACAUUUGGAGGAAACCUGGCACCAUCCCUACGGUGAAGCAUGGUGGUGGAAGCAUCAUGCUAUGGGGAUGUUUUUCAGCGGCAGGGAUUGGGAGACUAGUCAGGAUCGAGGGAAAGAUGAACGGAGCAAAGUACAGAGAGAUCCUUGAUGAAAACAUGCUCCAGAGCGCUCAGGACCUCAGACUGGGGUGAAGGUUCACCUUCCACCAGGACAACGACCCUAAGCACACAGCCAAGACAAUGCAGGAGUGGCUUAGGGACAAGUCUCUGAAUGUCCUUGAGUGGCCCAGCCAGAGCCCGGACUUGAACCCGAUCUAACAUCUCUGGAGAGACCUGAAAAUACCUGUGCAACGACGCUCCCCAUCCAACCUGACAGAGCUUGAGAGGAUCUGCAAAGAAGAAAGGGAGAAACUCCCCAAAUACAGGUGUGCCAAGCUUUUAGCGUCAUACCCAAGAAGACUCGAGGCUGUAAUCGCUGCCAAAGGUGCUUCAACUAAGUACUGAGUAAAGGGUCUGAAUACCUAUAUAAAUGUGAUAUUUCCUUUUUUAAAUAAUUUUUUUAUAUAAAUUUGCAACCAUUUCUAAACACCUGUUUUUGUUUUGUCAUUAUGGGGUAUUGUGUGUAGAUUUAUUUAUUUUUAUUUAUUUUUUAAUCCAUUUUAAAAUAAGGCUGUAACGUAACAAUGUGGAAAAAGUCAAGGGGUCUGAAUAUUUUCCGAAUGCACUGUACUUUACAAUGACAGAUUUACAAAUAUUUCUGCAUUGGUGUCUGCAGCCACAAAUUCAUGGGUGUUAUAUCACCAAUUUCCCCUCUAUUAUGUGUAGGCCAGUGACACAAAAUCUCAAUUGCAUCCAUUUUAAAUUCAGGCUGUAACACAACAAAAUGUGGAAAAAGUCAAGUGGUGUGAAUAGGGCUGUGGCGGUCAUGAAUAACUGCCAGUCUCACGAUAAUUGACCCUUAAUUAGCAUAAACACGUUUAGCAUCUUCUGUCUUCCACGCACAGCCUACAAGCCACUGAUGCAGACCUUUGGAACAUCUACAUUUUAAAAAGGUGGUCCUCUGUAGCUCAGCUGGUAGAGCACGGCGCUUGUAAUGCCAAGGUAGUGGGUUCGAUCCCCGGGACCACCCAUACACAAAAAUGUAUGCACGCAUGACUGUAAGUCGCUUUGGAUAAAAGCGUCUGCUAAAUGGCAUAUUAUUAUUAUUAAAAAGUCUAAUAAAUCCAUUUAAUACACCAUCACAAUAAAUCCAUUAUUUAUUUUAGACAGGUCUAAAAAAACAUGAUGAAAAUGUAGUCUUUUUCAGAAGAACAUAAUAGCAAACUCUGAGUUGUCCUGAUAUGGUUAUGCCAUAUGGCUGUGGGCUACACUAGUUCAUUUAGCAGACAAGAUUUGCUUAGAAUUCCGUGGCAUUAGUUUUUGUUGUUUUAUAGUAUGAAAAAUACAAUUGAACGUAGCUUAAUAAAAUAGAAAGGAUAUUUUCUCCAAAUGAUUUUAAAGGAAGUGUACACAUGCUGCUAUUCUAUGUUGAGCAUUUAACAAAGAAACAGGUCCUCCUAUAUGCUUAAUUUAGAGUUAUUUAUGCAACUUUAGUUGUGAUACAAACGUUGGGCUAUAUGUUUUGAUGUUUAAUACAUUCUAAGGCUGCAUGAUGCGACUCUAAUGAGGAUUUGAAAAAAGUUGCAAGCUGCACACACUUCAUCAGUCUCUCAUUCACAAUUUGACAAGCACUUGAUAAUAUUCUCACCAGGCCUCGAGUUUCCCGGCGGCUUCCCCCUUGUGUGGUCGUAAUGCCCCUUAAAAAAUCCAUGCCUUUUGCGGCCAAAGUGGCUAAUUAUAAUUCCCUUCUCCUAGCUGCCGUGUUCCGAAGCAACUCUCACUCACAUGGCUCUCUCAGAUGUAGCCAAUGCCCGUCAAGUGAUGGGGUCCUUCUCACAGGCAUUUCAGCUAAAAGUAGGCUACAAGUGAAUGAAGACUGACACAUCGGGGACGCAACUGCGCGCGUCCCUCUUAUCGAAUUCUGAGGCACAUAUUGAAGAUAUUAGAACUGUCCACAUUUAGCCUACAUUUCAUCAGCCAACAAGAUGAGUAGGCCUAAUGAACAGCAACAGCACUAGCCUAUGUCAAUCUACUCUCCCCCAUAGUACAAAAGUUCACCUAUUCUGUGCGAGAAAUAAAUAUUCCAAACAUACUCUGGGACAGUUGUGGGAUGCAAUAGAUCCCAAAUUAAUACAACCACUCAUCAAAAAACCUUUUAAAAGCAAGGAGGCUGAUCGUUUAGCUUAAAAUGUUGAUAAACUGUUAGGCUAUUUUUUCACAUGAGUGCAGCAAUGCGCACACAGCAGUAGGCUAUAAGCGCGAAUGUUCCAAAAUGCAAUCAAUUAGCGGGAAAAGACUGUUCUCAAAAGUGAUGGCGAAUGCAAUUAUGCAUGUAAUGCUUUAUUAUAAAGGAGCAUUUUGAUGGUGAAAAUGAUCUUCUCCAAACUCGAAACACGCGCAGCCUUUGUAUGCCAGUUUGGCUCUACACCGGUAAUAAAACUGAUUUAAUGUGCUUAAUUAAAAAAGUUAUUUGGCCACUUUAGUUGUGAUACAAACCUUAUCAAACAUAUAGCCCUAUGGGCUAGGCUACAUGAGGUGUGAGACUAUGAUUAGAAAAAGUAGCACAACAAAAAGGUAUGCGCUGUUUCUUGCCUUAAUGCACAAGCUGGGCAUCAUUCACAAGUGAUAAUAUAUAAUUCACAAGUGAUAGGCUAAUAUUGUCACCCAUCAGACUAUUCUUAAUUUAAUGUUGUCUUUACAUAUACUCAAUUAUAUAUGUGUGACUUUAGUUUUGAUUUAGAUUGGACCAUUAUCAUGCACCUGUCUCAGAACAGGGGCAUGAAAAAAAAAACAUGUAAUCUAUGCACUUAAAUAGCGAAUGGAGGACACUUUUCCUGUGGUUCAUUUUCAUGCAAGCCAGGUAGGCUGUACUCGUAUUGUAAAGCGAAGCAAUGUGCUUAAUAUUAGGAAAGUUGAUAAAUAAAUAUAUUAGGCCUAGCCUAUAGAAAGCUGAUGGUUCCUCUUUUUAAUAGAGGCUACCAAUACUGUUUUCUCACGCAAUUGCAUAGCCUAUAGAAAUGUUGAGCAACAUGAGCUCAUGGGCACUCAUUAAGUGUUUGAUUAGGUUUUCGAACACAUUUGCAUUGAUGUCAGAGUGAUUAGAGGGACAAAAGAGUGCUGAGUACCAGGCAGUUAGCAAGUUCGGUAGGCUACUAAUGACCAUCAGCAGCAUCAGAGCGCAGUUUUGGAGAAGCCUAAUUACGUGACUAAACGGUCACAUGGAAUUUGACUGCCGUCAUGACUCGCCGGUGUGGCGGUAAUACGGUCACCGUAACAGCCCUAGGUGUGAAUACUUUUUGAAGCACUGUCCAUGGAAAUAAAUGGGUCGUUCCACGAACUGAGUCCCUUUUGGGUAGUGUAACUUAGUGAAAAAAACUUUAUUUCACCUAAUUUGUACAUUCUGUCAUGACGAGCACAUGUUCAACUAAUACAAAAUGUUUUCCCAUCUCAAGAGGUUAAAUAAAAACAAUGACUAUAGUAAUUGCCUAUUAAAGGAAAGAUUCGCCCAUUUUGAAGGUUAUUUCGUAUUUGUGCAUCUCUGAGGCGAUGUUCUAUCGUUUGCUGGGGUCAUACCGGCUGUAUUUCUGGCUGCUUGAACGGCGAAUAUCUCAGAUACACAUGAAAACAUGAAAUGACUCCGUGAAUCGUUAGAACAUCGCUCAGAGAUGCACAAAUACAAUAUACCAUUAAAAAUAGGUGUAUCUUUCCUUUAAGUGCCAAAUUAAGUAGAAGGGUUGACUCUAAUAGGGUUGACGAUUUCAUCUUAAAUCACCCAUUAAUCCCCUUGUGACAGGGGGAAUGGAAGCUUGUUGUGUGCAACAGGGAGGGGCAAUUGAAUGCAAGCUUCUCCAAAAAAAUAUCAAAUUGUUAACAUUCUUCUAGCCUGUCUAUGGGUAACAGGGUUUACGUGUUAUGCUCGACCCACUUAGUUUUCCACCACAAAACACCAGAAAAUAGCCAAAAAGAGUAGAACCAGCUCACCUGCUUUUACACUAUGAUUUGACUAUUAGAUGUUCAAUGUUUAUUUUUUUUUACUUUUUAAAAAUAAAUCGUUUCACCAUAUAACAUUUGGAGUUCAGUUGACCUAACACGGUUGACCUCAAAAUGAGGGACUUGUUGUAUUUUACCUUAAAAUGAAUCACCAAUCACAUGAAAUAAAUAAUAAUCUUCAGAAAUCUUUGUCGUCUGUUCUUUCGACCAAUCGAUUGGUCAAAAUAUUAAAACGUGCAUUUUUCCAUAUAUAGACACAUCCUUUAUGUUUUGAUCAAAUCAACUAUAUGCACUGAGUUUGUCUGAUGCUUUAGGAGCACUGUUUGAUGAAAUAAUUAAGACACACAGAUGACUAGAGGGAGUCCGACCGCAACUGAUUUGAUUGUGCUAGGCCGGGCUGAGACUUUCUGCGCUGUUAUAAAAAAACAAAAACAAAAAACAGUGAAUUACCGUGUGACUAGCACCCGUUGUCUGUCUCUCUCUCCUCCCUGCUGCAGUGACCACCAAAGAACAUCAACAGUGUUUAUCGCGCUGUCUGUGUUGCUGAAGCUGCAUCAUAAUUACAGCCAUUUCUGACUGAAAAGUUCUGUUACCGAAAUCCCUCGUUUAGGAAGAACAAUCCUUAUGCCUCUCUUUUACAUGACACAUGACCAAUAGGGCCUGACCUAUAGCAUGUCAUAAUCAUAUUAGUCAAUUGCUUAUAACAAACUCUGAACACCGUAACAUGUGACAGCAAAAUGGAUGCAGAUGAUGUGACAAAUAAACUCGAAACGGGGAAAUGUUUGGUUGCUCAAGAGGUAAAGGGGAAGUCAGAUGUGUGAAAUAAACUUGACUAGUUGAGGGAAAUACUGGAGAUCAAUAAAAAUAAGGUAAGGAGCAAGCACCGCGUGCAUAUUAUGCCAAACAGGUGCUGUUAGAUUACAAUGUCAUUUUUCGGACCAUUUGGAACAAUGUAAACACCACUAAAUUAAUGAUAAGGUACCAGAGUCUGUUGUAAUGUUUUUAUUUAUUUAUUGGGAAAACCUUUAUUACAGCAAAGAUUAAAAACCGUCGUAUGCGUUCGUGAAUGCAAUUGCCGACAUGGAACAGUUUAUUUAUUGUUUACACUAAUUAUUCAAGAGGGGCUUUGUUAUUUGAUUUUAAAACUAAAAUGCUUGAUUGCUAUUGAAGUCGUAUGCUGUGUUAUGACAUGAACGAAUGAAUGAUUGAUUCAUACAGUAGCCUAUAUAAGUAUUGAAAUAAGUCAGCUACGGUAUUAAGACUAGAAAGGAUGUGCUCUUAGGCCUACAGCUCGAUGGUGGUUAUACAAGGCUGCUACUAUAAGAAGCCUACUAAUGAUAAUGACAUUACUUAUUAUAAUGAUGAUGAUAAUAAUUGUAAUACUAACAAUAAGAAAGAGAUCAAGAAAAAAGGUAAUAUAAUAAAUAUAGUUUUUCUGACAAUUUGGAAAAUCCGUAUUUGUGAAAUUGUUUAUCCAACAUGGGAUUGCAUGAGGCUUGGUGCUCACGGAAUCAGUAGGCUAUUAAACACUCAAACAGGCAAUGGAAGCAGGAUCUGUCUUAUUUCUAUCUAUAUAUAUAUAUAUCACACACACACACAGUUGAAGUCGGAAGUUUACAUACACCUUAGCUUAAUACAUUUAAACUCAGUUUUUCACAAUUCCUGACAUUUAAUCCUAGUAAAAAUUCCCUGUUUUAGGUUAGUUAGGAUCACCACUUUCUUUUAAGAAUGUGAAAUGUCAGAAUAAUAGUAGAGAGAAUGAUUUAUUUCAGUUUUUAUUUCUUUCAUCACAUUCCCAGUGAGUCAGAAGUUUACAUACACUCAAUUAGUAUUUGGUAGAAUUGCCUUUAAAUUGUCAAACGUUUUGGGUAGCCUUCCACAAGCUUCCCACAAUAAAGUGGGUGAAUUUUGGCCCAUUCCUCCUGACAGAGCUGGUGUAACUGAGUCAGGUUUGUAGGCCUCCUUGCUCGCACACGCUUUUUCAGUUCUGCCCACACAUUUUCUAUAGGAUUGAGGUCAAGGCUUUGUGAGGCCACUCCAAUACCUUGACUUUGUUGUCCUUAAGCCAUUUUGCCACAACUUUGGAAGUAUGCUUGGGGUCAUUGUCCAUUUUGAAGACCCAUUUGCAACCAAGCUUUAACUUCCUGACUGAUGUCUUGAGAUGUUGCUUCAAUAUAUCCACAUAAUUUUCCUUCCUCAUGAUGCUAUCUAUUUUGUGAAGUGCACCAGUCCCUCCUGCAGCAAAGCACCCCCACAGCAUGAUGAUGCCACCCCCGUGCUUCACGGUUGGGAUGGUGUUCUUCGGCUUGCAAGCGACCCCUUUUUCCUCCAAACAUAGCGAUGGUCAUUAUGGCCAAACAGUUCUAUUUUUGUUUCAUCAGACCAGAGGACAUUUCUCCAUGUGCAGUUGCAAACUGUAGUCUGGCUUUUUUAUGGCGGUUUUGGAGCAGUGGCGUCUUCCUUGCUGAGCGGCCUUUCAGGUUAUGUCGAUAUAGGACUCGUUUUACUGUGGAUAUACUGUAGAUACUUUUGUAUCUGUUUCCAUGGUCCUUUGCUGUUGUUCUGGGAUUGAUUUGCACUUUUCGCACCAAAGUACGUUCAUCUCUAGGAGACAAAAUGCAUCUCCUUCCUGAGUGGUAAGACGGCUGCGUGGUCCCAUGGUGUUUAUACUUAAGUACUAUUGUUUGUACAGAUGAACGUGGUACCUUCAGGCAUUUGGAAAUUGCUCCCAAGGAUGAACCAGACUUGUGGAGGUCUACGAUUUUUUUUUCUGAGGUCUUGGAUGAUUUCUUUUGAUUUUCCCAUGAUGUCAAGCGAAGAGGCACUGAGUUUGAAGGUAGGCCUUGAAAUAUAUCCACAGGUACACCUCCAAUUGACACAAAUGAUGUCAAUUAGCCUAUCAGAAGCUUAUAAAGCCAUGACAUCAUUUUCUGGAAUUUCCCAAGCUGUUUAAAGGCACAGUCAACUUAGUGUAUGUAAACUUCUGACCCACUGGAAUUGUGAUACAGUGAAUUAUACGUGAAAUAAUCUGUCUUUAAACAAUUGUUGGAAAAAUUACUUGUCACAAAGUAGAUGUCCUAACCGACUUGCCAAAACUAUAGUUUGUUAACAAGAAAUUUGUGGAGUGGUUGAAAAACGAGUUUUAAUAACUCCAACCUAAGUGUAUGUAAACUUCCGACUUCAACUGUAUAAUGAUAAAAAGCUGGUUGAGAGAAUGCCAAGAGUGUGCAAAGCUGUCAUCAAGGCAAAGUGUGGCUACUUUGAAUAAUCUUUGUUUAACAACUUUUUGGUUACUACAUGAUUCCAUAUGUGUUAUUUCUUAGUUUUGCUAUCUUAACUAUUAUUCUACAAUGUAGAAAAUAGUACAAAUAAAGAAAAAUCCUUGAAUGAGUAGGUGUGUCCAAACUUUUGACUGGUACUGUAUAUGGAUGAUUGAUAAAGCCAGGCACAUUUAACAGUUAGGCUGUUAAUUAUAGACCUAAUUAAGUUGGUUUCCUCUCUCCUCACUAAAGAAAUCAGACAGGUGUCUUUUUCUGCUACUCCUCGACUAAACAACAGCCUAUCGACCAAACAAUCGACCAGUCAACUACAUGUGGUCAUCCUUACUGCUAUUCCAGAUCAUUCCACUGCUAUUCCAGAUCAAGUUGGCACCCAUAGUAAUAUCUACCAAAGUGCUUUACAUUAUCACUCCAGUCACCAGCAAUGUGUAUCACUCUUUUUUGACCGUAUGUCAUGUGCAAAGUGUUCUGAGUGGUCAAUACUUGUUUGUACAGUGCCUAUACAUGUAUACCGGACAGUUUAUUAGGUACACCAUCUUAUAACGGGUCGGACCCCCUUUUGCCUCCAGAACAGCCUUAAUUCUUCAGGGUGUGAAUUCUACAAGUCUGAAACGUUACACAGUGAUGUUGGUCCAUGCUGACGCGAUGGCAUCACGCAGUUGCAGCAGAUUGGACGGUGGUAUACCACCGCCACCAGCCUGUACCGUUGACACGAAGCAGGAUGGGUCCAUGGACUCAUGCUGCUUACACCAAAUCCUGAGCAUGAGCAACAGGAACCGGGAUCGUCGGACCAUGUGAUGUUUUUCCACUCCUUAAUUGUCCAGUUGUCCAAUUGUCCGCUGUUGUGGGUGGAAAGCCCAGGAGAGCGGCCAUUUUUGAGAUACUGGAUCCGGUGUGCCUGGCACCGACGAUCAUACCACGCUCAAAGUCGCUUAGGUCACUGGUUUUGCCCAUUCUAGUGUUAUAUCGAACAGUAGCCAAAGGCCUCAAUGCCUGUCUGCCUGCUUUAUAUAGCAAGCCAUGGCCACGUGACUCACUGUCUGUAGGAGCGAUCCAUUUUCGUGACCGGGGUUGUACCUAAUAAACAAGCCGGUGAGUGUAUAUCUCUAACUGUUUUGAUGUUCCCUAUAUUCCCAAUCAGGUGACAGAUGGCUCAGUGAUCGCCCUGAUGCCCAAGCAGAACUCUGCCUACAACAUCUCCAACUCCUCCACCUUCACAAAGUCCCUCAGCAGAUACGGUAUGUGUUUGCGUUUAGACAGGCAGCCCAAUUAUGAUUUUUUUAAUCCACUAAUUGGUCUUUUGACCAAUCACAUCCGAUCUUUUCAGAUAUUUUUCAGCGCUGAUCUGAUUGGUCAUAACACCAAUUAGUGGAAAAAAAGACAGCCUUAGUGCUUUUCUGUGAAUAGGUUUCAGAAAGCACUGUUAAACAUGAGAAAUAGAAACGAUGCAUGCGUGCCAAGUCUUGACAGUAAGGUUUGACAGUGACGAGAGUCAUGUAAGUCCGCCACAGGACUGAGUGACUAGAGACUACUACCCCCCCCCCCCCCCAUUCAUAUCCCAUAUCUCUCUUGACCCCGUCUCGUUCUCUUAUAUCCUAUCUCUAUCACAUAUUGCGUUCAUCUGAAUCCUAAUCAUGUCUCCUCUCCCCCAUCUUCCCAUCCAGAGAGUAUGUUGAGGACGGCCAGUAGUCCAGACAGCCUGCGCUCCCGCACCCCCAUGAUCACGCCCGACCUGGAGAGUGGCACCAAGCUGUGGCACCUGGUCAAGAACCACGACCACUCGGACCAGCGUGAGGGUGACCGCGGCAGCAAGAUGGUUUCUGAGAUCUACCUGACCCGCCUGCUCGCAACCAAGGUAAAACAAAGUUAGACACUUUUCAGCUCUACAGUAUUGCAGUGCUCACACACACACAGGCUGACAGGUAGGCAGGCAGGGUGAUUGGUUGAGCCUUCUUGGGUGCGUGACAAAACACAAAACAAUGGCAGACAAUUUCUAUCCCCUCGGAUCUAAAACUAAUUGUAACCACCAACUUCAAUUACUAAUAUUCCCACACCCCAAUAACAUUGUCGCCGAGGAGGACUUGUUAGCUAGCUACAGGGUUUGAACUACCUCAGCCGUUUUCUUAUAAAAACAGUACAGCUAGUAAAGCUAGCUAGCUAACUUUAGCUAUGCUGCGUCUAGGCUCUGGAGCUCAUGGGCACAUAGACAUGUCACAUAGGCUUCAGGAGACAGCUGGUUAGAUAUGAUUCCACCAUUGGCAACAACAACUGGCUACUAGUUUGUUUUCAGCCAAAUAUGUUCAACUCAUAGCGAGUUUAUCCACCACAUUUAGUAAGAUAGCUACUGACUGAAACGUAGCUAGCUAGCAUGCUGAAUCACACUAGGGAUUAAUAUUUUCCUGAAAAUCUACAGAGUUUCAAUACCGGGAAUAAUUCAUAUUUGUCCCGGGAAAUACCGCAAAAAUCAGAAGUACCCAUUUCAUGCAUUUAAAACCAAGAUAGGGUUACUCAGGGUUCUCCCAAAAUAAGAUUGUUGAUGCGCCACAUUGCCGUUUUGGCUGCGCCGCUAUGUAAAGAUUCUACAGCAAGGGAAACUGAUAUUUAGUAAUGAUAGAAUAACUUUGAUCGCCAAUGACAUUGUUGUGAAUUGCGAAACAGGCCAUUCAUAAAUUCAGAGCGUUAUCAUGUUCUUCAAUUAAUUCAGCGCAUUCCAGCAGUAGGCUCGACACAGAGCACUCUCAGGACGCACAGAGCGCACCCUGAGUAGGCCAUAGCGUUGUCGAAUCAUACAACCUUUGUAACGGCAGUCAAACGAAAGCCAAUGACCGAAGUUGCUAAGCUUGCUAGAUAACCUCCAACGAAUGACAGAAUAUCUCCUAUUUGGCAAAAUUAAGUUGAUGAUUAUACAGAUAGCAGAUCAGCUCAUGAAUAAUGGGGAGAUGAAGAGUGGAAAUUGUUUUAAUAGCAAGGUGGGGACCAACUCUGCAACAAACAAAAAAAUCCAUAUCUACUCAUACCGUUUCUUGAGCACACAUUCUCUACCGAAGCUCUCAUAUGGGCAGCAAUAUGAGACAGUGCAGAGAAGCGGGGGAAAUCUUUUGCCGGUAUUUUGACAUGCAUAGGCGAGACGUGUUUUUAUAACGCAACCUAAGGAUUACAGAAUAAAGUUAGGAAUUUUCAUGCGAGACAGGAGUCAGGAUUUUUGGUUUCUGUGGGAUUGGGACAAUAGGAAAAUAGCCUAGGCUCUAUGUAAGGCUAUAUAGAGGCCCUAGGCUCAACACCGGUUUAAAUCAAUGUACUGGGAUCACGGUUACCCAUGUUAAUCCCUAGCUAGCCAACUAAUCAUGGAUUUCUUAUUCUUUGAUACAUUUUGGUCAACUUGCUCAUAUCAAGCAACAGACAGUUUGUGGAAAGGUCAAAAUAACAACUAGUGGACAAGUUUUCUGAAUGAUCGGACAGUGAAACUAAAAUAUAUUGGUAGCUAGCUGGUGAGGCUUUCAUUUAUUUCACAAUUAAUGAUGCUGAGGCUGGGUUUCCCAAGUCGUUCGGUGCUUACUGCUAAUACCAGCGAGCAAGCUUAACAGACGGCUCUGCAGCGCGUUUGUGUGAUUUUUCACACCCAAGGCUCAUCCAAUCACCCGACGUAACUCAGGAAUAUUAAUGACUUUGCCUCCAGCUAUCCUACGAAAGGAGGAUAGCUCCUCCAAUAAAGAAAAACAACACCCACCAUCCCACUGUCCAAGCUCAAACCGCUUUCCUCCGACAGCCAGCUCUCUCAUUGACCUUUGUUUCCCCGGCGACUGGCUCAGAGGCUCAUUAACACUUUUCAUAACCUUUUGCAUGAGGAGGUGCAGCUCCCAAACGCUACGUUGUGUCUUAAUUAGCAGCCUGACCUUUGGCUAUUGAGCUGUUUGGUGUUAGCUGGAAUCGGGUCCCAAUCGAGAGGGGGGGGGGGGAUUUCUCCUAGGACCUAGACCAUUUUAUUGGUACCCUCAAGGCAGUGUUUGAAUUGAUUAAUGGGGGGGUUCAUAUUUUUGUUCUAGCCCAGCUCUAAAACACACCUUGGUUGAGUCAAGGGCUUCGAGAUCAGUUAUUUUGUGUUUGUGCUGGGCUAGAACAAAAAUGUGCAUUCCUUCAAGUCAUCCGGGCCCAGGUUUGCUGUCCAGAGUUGCGUUCAGAAGGGUGCAACGUACCGAACAUUCCAGAUGGAAAUGUCUCUUAUUUCUAUCUGAUCGUUCCACAACGUGAAUGCAGCCCAGACCAUUUUGUUAUGAGACUGGUGCUAGUGACACUAGUAUUAAGUACUAGAGCCGGUGUUAUGCUAUUAACCGACAGUCUGUUACUUUCUGCUCCUCCAUGCCUUGUUGGUAGCAGAUCAUCUACCAGGCGCAGGAUGCCCCACAAUACUAUGCACUAAUUUUCAGGCGCUAACAACGUUAAGGCAUUUUUGCUCACCCUUGCAAUUUCUCUCCCUCGUUGUUUUCUCAUUAUCUUGUGAUUUCCAUUGUUACUUCAGGUAGAAAGGUGCAAGGUUAGGAAUUCGGGGGUUGGAGAGUUUUUAAUCAUUAACACAAGUGGGAGGACAAAAGGAGACUUGGCCAAGUGUAGUUUCUUCUUAUUGUAAUAGUGCCUGAUUCUUUCGAUUCUUCCCAAAAGUGCAAUAAUCCCCAAAGUGCACACCCUGCCCAUCUGGCGCUCUAAGCAGCCUCAAUCAAAUGAAAGAAAACCAAUACUAUUUUCACCCAGGUCUGUGAUUCAUCUCUCCUAACCCCUCCGGCUUCCUUCUCGUCUCCCCAGGGUACGUUGCAGAAGUUUGUGGACGACCUGUUUGAGACUAUCUUCAGCACGGCCCACCGAGGCAGCGCCCUGCCUCUCGCCAUCAAGUACAUGUUUGACUUCCUGGACGAGCAGGCCGACAAGCACUCCAUUUCCGACUCAGACGUACGGCAUACGUGGAAGAGCAACUGGUGAGUGGGUCAGGGCAUUUUGUGCAUGUGUGUUGGGUGUGUGUGAGACCGAGGGAGAAAGAGCAAGUGUGUGUGAGGCAGGUUGUCUAAGAGAGCGUUUGUGAUGGUGUGCGAGAGAGGUUGGGUAAUAGUGUUUUCCUUGCAGUGUUUAGGGGUGAGUGUUAGGGACAGAGGAGGCUGGUGGGAGGAGCUAUAGAAGGAUGGGCUAUUUGUAAUGGCUGGAAUGGAACAUCAAACAUAUGGAAACCACAUGUUCGACUCCAUUCCAUUUACGCCAUUCCAGCCAUUACAAUGAGCCCAUCCUCCUAUAGUUCGUCCCACCAGCCUCCUCUGUUUAGGGAGAAUGUGUCAGUGCUUUUCUUAGAGUAUGUGCAAUAAGGUGGAGAGUGAGACUGAGAUGAACUCAAAUGUGUUCUCUCUGUCUUUCCCUCUCCUCCCCAGUCUUCCUCUGAGGUUCUGGGUGAACGUGAUCAAGAACCCCCAGUUUGUGUUUGACAUCCACAAGAACAGCAUCACAGACGCCUGUCUGUCUGUGGUGGCCCAGACCUUCAUGGACUCCUGCUCCACCUCAGAACACAAGCUCGGCAAAGACUCACCCUCCAACAAGCUGCUCUACGCUAAAGACAUUCCCAACUACAAAAACUGGGUGGAACGGUACGGCUAGUAGCUUAGUAAUGCACCUGGCAGGCAUUUUGGAUCAGGUUGAAAAUGAGGCACUUAAAUUCACUUGGUUUCAGUUGGAUUAAAACAUGUUUUAUCCUCAUUUCAAAACAUUUGAUGCAUCAUAUGUUAUAUCAUACUGUAUGAAAGAGGAAUGUGCACCCUUCAACAUAAGGUAUUUUGUAACUGUGUCUACCUGGUGUUGAUAGGGUUAAUGGUAAGCACCUCGAUGACUGAUUUGGUCUUUUGAUCCUCUCUCCUAUCCCUUAUUUUUUGUAGUCCCCUUUCCCUCGCUGUCUCUCCCUUCUUUCUUUUUUUCUCCUUUAAUCACCCUCCUUUAAUGCCAUUGUCUCUCUCAGGUACUAUUCAGACAUCUCGCGGAUGCCCGUCAUCAGUGACCAGGAUAUGAGUGCGUACCUGGCGGAGCAGUCGCGGCUCCACCUCAGCCAGUUCAACAGCAUGAGCGCCCUGCACGAGAUCUACUCCUACAUAGUCAAGUACAAGGAUGAGGUGAGGACAAUGUCCGCCUUUUUAAAAUCCUUUAUUUACAAAGGAUUGCACCCUACUUUGGAAUAUACAAUGGCUUGCGAAAGUAUUCACCCCUCUUGGCAUUUUUCAUAUUUUUUUGCCUUACAACCUGGAAUUAAAAUUGAUUUUUGGGGGGGGUUGUAUCAUUUGAUUUACACAACAUGCCUACCACUUUGAAGAUGCAAAAUAUUUUUUAUUGUGAAACAAACAAGAAAUAAGAGAAAAAAACAGAACUUGAGCGUGAAUAACUAUUCACCCCCCCAAAGUCAAUUAUUUGUAGAGACACCUUUUGCAGCAAUUACAGCUGCAAGUCUCUUGGGGUAUGUCUCUAUAAGUUUGGCACAUCUAGCCACUGGGAUCUUUGCCCAUUCUUCAAGGCAAAACUGCUCCAGCUCCUUCAAGUUGGAUGGGUUCCACUGGUGUACAGCAAUCUUAAAGUCAUACCACAGAUUCUCAAUUAGAUUGAGGUCUGGGCUUUGACGAGGCCAUUCCAUGACAUUUAAAUGUUUCCCUUAAAACCACUCGAGUGUUGCUUUAGCAGUAUGCUUAGGGUCAUUGUCCUGCUGGAAGGUGAACCUCCGUGCCAGUCUCAAAUCUCUGGAAGACUGAAACAGGUUUCCCUCAAGAAUUUCCCUGUAUUUAGCGCCAUCCAUCAUUCCUUCAAUUCUGACCAGUUUCCCAGUUCCUGCCGAUGAAAAACAUCCCCACAGCAUGAUGCUGCCACCACCAUGCUUCACUGUGGGGAUGGUGUUCUCGGGGUGAUGAGGGGUGUUGAGUUUGCGCCAGACAUAGCGUUUUCCUUGAUGGCCAAAAAGCUCAAUUUUAGUCUCAUCUGACCAGAGUACCUUCUUCCAUAUGUUUGUCUCCCACAUGCCUUUUGGCGAACAUCAAACGUGUUUGCUUAUUUUUUUCUUUAAUCAAUGGCUUUUUUUCUGGCCACUCUUCUGUAAAGCCCAGCUCUGUGGAGUGUACGGCUUAAAGUGGUCCUAUGGGCAGAUACUCCAAUCUCCGCUGUGGAGCUUUGCAGCUCCUUCAGGGUUAUCUUUGGUCUCUUUGUUGCCUCUCUGAUUAAUGCCCUCCUUGCCUGGUCCGUGAGUUUUGGUGGGCGGCCCUCUCUUGGCAGGUUUGUUGUGGUGCCAUAUUCUUUCAAUUUUUUUAUAAUGGAUAUAAUGGUGCUCCGUGGGAUGUUCAAAGUUUCUGAUAUUUUUUUAUAACCCAACCCUGAUCUGUACUUCUCCACAACUUUGUCCCUGACCUGUUUGGAGAGCUCCUUGGUCUUCAUGGUGCCGCUUGCUUGGUGGUGCCCCUUGCUUAGUGGGGUUGCAGACUCUAGGGCCUUUCAGAACAGGUGUAUAUAUACUGAGAUCAUGUGACACUUAGAUUGCACACAGGUGGACUUUAUUUAACUAAUUAUGUGACUUCUGAAGGUAAUUGGUUGCACCAGAUCUUAUUUAGGGGCUUCAUAGCAAAGGGGGUGAAUACAUAAGCACGCACCACUUUUCUGUUAUACAUUUUUUUAAUUUCACUUCACCAAUUUUGACUAUUUUGUUUAUGUCCAUUACAUGAAAUCCAAAUAAAAAUCAAUUUAAAUUACAGGUUGUAAUGCAACAAAAUAGGAAAAACGCCAAGGGGGGAUGAAUACUUUUGCAAGGCACUGUAUCACUUUGAGAAACUGCUCAGUUGUCGCUCUCAACUACUGCCUUUGUAAAAUUAAUGUGAUGGUUUCUCAUUGUUCUUCUCCUCCCUCCCUUCUCUCUCUCUCUCUCUCUCUCCAUCCCUCCCCCUUUGCCUCUUUCCUUCUCUUUCUUCAUCUUAUCUCUCUCCCCUCUAUCUCUCUCUUUGUCCAUCCUCAGAUCCUGUCGGCUCUGGAGAGGGACGAGCAGUCGCGGAGGCAGAGACUCAGGAGCAAGCUGGAGCAGGUCAUUGACACAAUGGCCUUGGCCAGCUGA
Messenger RNA from Coregonus sp. 'balchen', 47077 nucleotides. Lineage: Eukaryota; Metazoa; Chordata; Actinopteri; Salmoniformes; Salmonidae. The record is from the annotation of a GenBank genome assembly.